Homarus americanus (American lobster) is the source of this 72501-nucleotide messenger RNA. RefSeq lists its product as uncharacterized. NCBI's taxonomy places the organism in Eukaryota, Metazoa, Arthropoda, Malacostraca, Decapoda, Nephropidae. The record is from RefSeq and is a predicted model, not a curated record. Gene Ontology annotation, cellular component: nucleus. Gene Ontology annotation, molecular function: calcium ion binding; 4 iron, 4 sulfur cluster binding; zinc ion binding.
UGUAACUCUAGUGAGUGGUUUGGUGUCAGGAAGGAGCCGGGUGAGGACUUUUGGGGGCUGUAGCCUUCAUCACCAUGGCUACAGCGAAAUUGGAGCCGCCUGGUGCGGGCUUCAUUAUAGCGCUAGCAUUCAUCACACAUAUCUCAAUGGUUUCUGCUCAAUUGAACUUAGGACAAGGACUUCAAAGAGAGAUAUUUUUCCUGAACCUCGAAGACGGAUAUUUUGGGUGUCAGGUAAACGAAUCAACAGAGGUGCUUCAGCUGUUCGAAGUAUCCAAACUCUGUGACGGUAUACCCAACUGCUUCCUGGCUUCCGACGAGAACUUCAAUGAGUUAAAAUGCACCAACAACUGCCCGUACACGCAGGGCUACAAGUGUACCAACGGCGCCUGUCUGGACGGUCUCUGUCACUGUAAUGAUGGUUACGGUGGCUGCGGCUGUGAAUCACCAGAUGAGAACGAGUGCAAGUACCGGCCGUGUGACGUGUUCGCCUCGUGCACCAACACCCUCGGCUCCUUCUACUGCACCUGUUUCCCGGGUUACGAGGGUGACGGCUUCUCCUGCUCCGACAUCGACGAGUGCCUCAUACCGGAGCUCGCGGCCAAGUGUGCGGAGGAUGCCGAGUGUUGCAACUUACCUGCUCACUACACCUGCAAGUGUAAGGAUGGCUUUACCGGAGAUGGCUACAAUAGUUGUACAGAUAUCGACGAGUGUUCCUCCCCCGAGGCGUGUGGGGGUAACGCUCUCUGUUCCAACCUGCACGGCAACUACACCUGUACCUGUCCUGAGGGCUUCAUUGGCAACCCCUACACCGGCUGUGCCGACAUGGACGAGUGCCUACGCUCAGACAGCUGCGGCCCGAGUGCCAAGUGCCGCAACCGUGAAGGAGGACAUGACUGUGAGUGUCCCACGGGCUUCGGCGGUGACCCAUACUCCCGCUCUGGCUGUCAGGAUAUUAACGAGUGUGAGACCAGUCCAUGUGCUGCCAACGCCCUCUGCGCGGAUGGUAUCAACAAUUUCACCUGCGCCUGUCCCCCGGGAUUCAUCGGUGACCCCUACAACAAUUUCGGCGCUUGCAAAGAUGUAAACGAGUGUGUGGACCCGACCACGGAGAGGAGCCCGGAUGACGAGGUUGAGGCCACCACCUCCUACACCUUCGAUGUGACGGAUCUGGACGGCCUCAUGGGCACACUCCUGCCGGGGCUCCUUGAGGCCUCCAACUGGACGUUCCCCUGUGGGCAUUCGGCGACCUGUAUGAAUACUCAGGGUUCCUUCGAGUGCCGGUGUCCCCAGGGCUUCACGGGCGACCCUUACCAGAAGUGCACGGACGUAAACGAGUGCGGGCUGGCCACCACCUGCAGCCCUAACGCCAAGUGCCUUAAUGUCCCCGGGUCCUACAAGUGCUUCUGUCCUUCAGGAUACGAGGGAGACGGAAAGGAGUCCUGCAGCAACGUGGACGAAUGCCUCACUCAACCCUGCGGUGAGAACGCCAUCUGCCUGGACAAUGUGGGCAGCUACUCGUGCCAGUGUAAGGAGGACUACACCGGUAACGCCUACAUUGGCUGUGUCGACAUCGACGAGUGCACGGCAUACAACCGCCCGUGUGGCUUCAACGCCUUGUGUCAGAACACCGAACCUGGCUACACCUGUGUGUGUCCUCAAGGCUUCUCCCCCAGACCCACGCCCCAAGUAGCCUGUGAACAGGCUGAAGUGAGCAUCAUCUGUGGGUCCAACUUCGACUGUGUGAACAACGCCGUUUGUCAGGAGGGUCAGUGUUACUGCCGGGAAGGAUUCAAGGCCGUGGGUGCCGAGUGCCGGGACGAGGACGAGUGCCUACUGUCCCCCUGUGGAGCCAACGCCCAGUGCCAGAACGUGCCAGGCAGUUUCCAGUGUACCUGUAACUUUGGCUUCAUCGGCGACCCUCCACAGUCCGUCUGCAAAGGACGUGUCGGGCGCAAGGGUCCCCGACACAGACGCGGACGAGUGUUGGGGUGUGGAGCAUGGGAGGUGUCGUCGCCGUGCGGGGAGAAGGCCAAGUGUAUUAACACCCUGGGCUCCUUCCACUGCGUCUGCCCGUACCUGCCAGUGCUUUUACCCUGGAGGUUAAAGUGCCCCAAACCCGUGAAGGCGUUCCAGUGUGGCGACAACUCCUCUGUAAAGCCAUUGACGGCACUGGAGGCUAUGUGUAUGUGUAACCCCGGUUGGAUUCAUGACCCCGCCGACAUCUCCGCCGGCUGUACGUCGACGAGUGCUCAGCUGGGAACUGUCCUCUGGCCAGUGUGGGACACGCCAUCUGUAACAAACACACUGGGAUCCUUACCCAAGUCAAAGUCCUUCAGGAUUUCAGGCAAUCCUAACACCAAGUGCCAAGAUGUGGACGAGUGUCGCCGGCCCGGGUCGUGUGGCGUGGGGGCUGACUGUACCAACACCGUCGGCUCCUACACCUGUACCUGCCCCGCCAAUACCGUGGCUGACCCUGACCCCUACACCCAGUGUCUCGAUAUUAUGAAGUGCAACACUGACGACGACUGUCCAGGCAAUGCCCUCUGUCUCCUCAACCAGUGCAUGUGUCCGGAGCCCAACAUUGGUGACGACUGUCGACACCCUUGUGAGGACGUGCGAUGCGGCCCCAACGCCGGGUGUAAGCUGAUCAACGGGCAGCCGAGGUGUAUGUGUGGUCAGGGUUACUCCGGCAAUCCCAAUGGCGUGUUUGGCUGUACAGACAUCGAUGAGUGUGCUAAUGCUCCCUGCGGCACCGGUGCCAUCUGCCGCAACGAACCAGGAAAGUUCACUUGUGAAUGUCCCUCUGGCUUCGAGGGCGACCCCACCAGGGAGGGCUGCAAAGAAGUUGCAUCUAAAGGAUGCAGCCCCACCCAGCCCUGUCCUUCAGGCGAGCAAUGCAUCACAGACGAGUCCAUUGGGCAGAACGUGUGUGUUUGCCGACGUGGCUACACGAGGGACCAGGGCACCGAUCGAUGCCGCGACGUCAACGAGUGCAUAGAGAACCGCGUCAACCAGCCUGUGUGUGGUCUCAACGCUAACUGUAAGAACCUGCCAGGUUCCUAUGACUGCCAGUGUCCUCCGGGCUACGUUGGCAACCCCUUCAACGGUUGCGAGAAAUGUAACACGCUGGAGUGCACGUGCCUGCCGCCAUACCGCAUCGUGGAUGGGACCUGUGUGUUAGCCGACUGUGCUCUGGGUAACCCAUGCCCUGCGGGGGCCGAGUGUGUCACCAUCCAGGGGGGACUGAGCUACUGUGCUUGCCCCUCCGGCUACACCACCCUCCCCGACGGCUCCUGCCAGGAUGUAGAUGAGUGCACGGUACCUCGCCCAGACAGCCGCCCUCCCUGUGCUCAGGGCGCUCAGUGUUACAACCAGGUGGGCAGCUAUGAGUGUCGUUGUGCCCCUGGCUCUACCGGCGACCCCUACACCUCUGGGUGCUCUGUGGUAGAUCUCCAGUGCUCCAGCGACGCUGAGUGUGACGACAAUGAGAGGUGCAUCCAGCCUGGUAAGUGUGUGUGUCCUCCACCGUACUAUGUUGACAACCAGGACGACAACAAGUGCAAGAGUCCCUGUGAGGCGUACUCGUGCGGCAUCAACAGCAAGUGUACACCCUCAGACCCACCCCAGUGUAUGUGUCUACCAGGCUUCCAUGACGGCGGCCCCACUGGUUGUAUCGACAUUGAAGAGUGCCGCGAAAACCCUUGCGGCCAGAACGCCAUCUGUAUAAACGAAAUUGGAACGUACAAGUGCGAAUGUCCGCCAGGAACUGUGGGCGACCCCUUCGUCGGCCCUUGCACAGGAACGCAGUUGGUUAAGUGUGUGAGCGACAGUGACUGUCCUGGGGACCUUGCGUGCACCCCCACAGGUGCCUGUGUCAACCCCUGUGACUCGCUACCCUGCGGCGCUAACGCCUACUGCGAGGCAGAGGAACACGCCGCCUGGUGCCGCUGCCACCCAGGCUAUGCUGAGGGACCUAACGGUGACUGUGUGUCUAUGUGUGAAGGUUUCCUCUGUGGCCACAACUCCAACUGUAUCGUAGCCCGUGACGGCCCCACCUGUAAGUGCGAACCGAGCUUCAACGGCAACCCAUUCCCAGGUGGUGGAUGUGCCCCCGACCAGUGCUCAGGAGUUACCCCAUGCCAGGACCCACAGGUGUGUGUCAAUGGCAGGUGUAAGGAACGCUGUGAAGGCGUCGUUUGCGGCGUUGGUGCCAAGUGUGACAAGAACACCAACAGGUGUGUGUGUCUGCCCUUCUUCCUGGGCGACCCUGACCUCCUGUGUGUACCCCCUGUGAUGCCACCACUGUGUACUCCUGGCUGCGGCUCCAACGCCCACUGUGAGUAUGGUCAGCCCAACAGGUGUAUCUGCAACACUGGCUACAGCGGCAACCCGUACGAGUCCUGCCAGUCUGAGGAGACGAAGGUCGACUGCUCCACCACCAAGUGCGGUGCAGGUGCUCAGUGUCGACAAGGCAUCAAUCGCGUCGACUGCGUCUGCCCCGUCGGCUUCCAGGGCAAUCCCUAUGUGGAGUGCGUUGAUAUUGACGAGUGCAUCGGCAACGCCUGCGGCAUGAACGCUGUCUGUCUCAAUACUCCCGGCAGCUUCGACUGUCGCUGUCAGGAAAACUUCUUUGGCAACCCCUUCCAGAUGUGCAUGCCAAUACAACCUGCUACAGAGUCCUGUCUCGAAGAUCCUGAGGGAUGUGGUGUAUCUGACUGUGUCGAUGUUGUGUGUGGACCGAACGCUGCCUGCGACCAGGGCAGCUGUGCGUGUCUUGUUGGGUUCCAGGGCGACCCUGAUGACCUUACUCAGGGCUGUCAAGCUUCUGGCUGCCACAACGACCUUGACUGUGACGACAACGAAAUUUGCUUCUCACUGAACAGACGACGGACGUGUGUGGACGCCUGUAACAAGGUGGAAUGUGGCCCUAAUGCUAUCUGCGUGGCCCAGGGACAUCGUUCCUCAUGCCUCUGUAAGGAGGACUAUCUUGGAAACCCCAGCGACCCCGUUUCCGGAUGUCAGCCAGAAGACCGCGAAAGUCACUGUGACAAGGACGACGAUUGUAGUGAGGGGCAGGUGUGUCAGGUUGACCUGCAGGGCAAUAAAGGCUGUGUGGACCCCUGCUUCUCCCACACCUGUGGUCAGUACGAACUGUGCUACGUGCAGGAAGGACGACCUCUGUGUCGCUGUGAAGAGGGAUACCGCCACAACCCAACCACCAACCGCUGCCAAAAACCAGCCGUGCCAGACUGUCAGAGUGACCGUGAGUGUGUCCUCAGCGCCGCUUGCAAACCCGACCAACUGGGAGUCCUCAAGUGUGUGGACGUGUGUCAGGGCUUCAACUGCCCGCUUCACUCAACAUGUUUCGCCAGCAACCAUCGCGGACAGUGCCAGUGUGACCCAGGCUUCACCGGGAACCCCAACGACCGGAGUGGGUGCCGCCCGCUGCCCCGCGAUGACUGUAUAUUAGAUGCUCAGUGUCCCGAGACCCAAAAGUGCCAGGCUCAAGGUAACGUGCGUAAGUGUGUUGAGGUGUGUUCCACUCUGCGCUGUGGCCCGGGUGCUGUCUGUAUCCCCAACAACCACGCCGCUCAGUGCCAGUGUCCUCCAGGUCUCUUCGCUGGGGAUCCUAAUGACCCAGUGAGUGGUUGUUCCUCCGUCAGCUGCAUCAUCAACGCUGACUGUCCCACUGACAAGGCUUGUAACAGAUUAGAUUUCACAUGUUUCGACGUGUGUUAUGACGCCUGUGGUGACAACGCCAUCUGCAUCGCUGAGGAUCACCGUCCUAACUGCAAGUGUCCUCCAGGUUCCCGGCCCAACCCAUCGGCGGACAUCGAGUGUAAAGCCGUAGACUUGUGCGACCCCAACCCAUGUCACUCCUCGGCUACAUGCACCCCUGCAGGAGGGAGUCACCAGUGCUCCUGCCCGGCAGGGAUGGUAGGCGACCCGUACACCACCGGCUGCCACCCAAAGGGAAUGUGUCCUAAUGGCAAUGACGAUUGUUCACUUGACAGUGUCUGCAUCAACGGCCGCUGUUCCUCACCUUGUGACCGUGCCUGUGGGCCUAAUACCCUUUGCAACGUGGUCAACAGGAAACCAAUUUGCAAUUGUCCACCAGGUUUCCAACCCUACCCAACAUCAGACAAGGGGUGCAACCGAGUAACCUCCCAGUGUAGCAAUGACGCCCAGUGUCAAGGGGGCGUGUGUUUGGAGGGUCAGUGCCGCGCGGUGUGCCGGGAUAACACUGAAUGUGCCGAGGGUGAGCGAUGUACCACCAAUAUGUGCAUGGUGCCAUGCGUCUCUUCAUCCCAGUGCCCCACCGGCCAGGCUUGCAACAAUGGUAUCUGUCUCCUGGGGUGCCGCAAUAAUGGUGACUGUCCCGCUGAGAAGGGGUGUGUCAACAGCAAGUGUGUCGACCCCUGCACCAAGGACAACGUGUGUGGCUUUAACGCCCAGUGCCGCGUCCAGAAUCAUCGAGCGCAGUGCCAGUGUCCCCAGGGCUUCAAUCCCUCACCCACAGCACAACAAGAAUGUGUUCGAAUCCCUAUCACUUGUGUCUCCGCCGAGGAGUGUGGACAUGGCACCAUCUGUGACUCCGGCAGGUGUAAGCCCGUGUGUCAACAGAACUCUCAGUGUGCUCAGGGCGAGAGUUGUGUUGGAGGAAUGUGUCACAAGGUCUGCUUCGGCGACAGCAACUGCUUGCAAGGAGAAGUUUGUAUCGCGGAUUCGUGUAUGUCAGGCUGCCGCAGCAACGGUGAUUGUCGAGUGAAUGAGGUCUGUAUCUCCAAGAAAUGUAUGUGUGCCAAGGGAUUCCAGCCAGGACCUAACGGAUGUGUGGACUUGGACGAGUGCCAGGAGAAGCCGUGCCAUGUCACAGCCACUUGCGUCAACGUGCCCGGCUCUUAUAAGUGCACAUGUCCUCACUUCACUGUGGGUGACGCGUAUGGAGCUCCCGGCUGCCAGAAACCCAACGAGUGCGAAAAUGACGACCAGUGCGAGGGCGAACAGGCAUGCGAACUCAAUGGAGACGGAAUCCUAAAGUGUGUUGACCCUUGUGCCUCUGCUGUGUGUGGCACCAACGCCCGCUGUAAGGUGGCCGACCGUAAGCCUUUGUGCGAGUGUGAACCGGGCCAUUACGGUGACCCUAACGACCUGUCUCUUGGCUGUGUGCAGGGAGACUGUAUCAGUAAUGGUGACUGUUCCAGCAACAAACUGUGUGACCGACAACGCUUCAAGUGCAUCAAUCCUUGUGACAACACAAACUGUGGUUUUGGUCGGUGCCAGACAGUGGACCACGCUGCCGUCUGUUACUGUGACCGAGGCUUCCAAACAGAUGCCACUGGGUUGUGUGUGGACGUAGACGAGUGCCGUGACACGCCUUGUCACAGGUCUGCGCUCUGCAGUAAUGGUCUCGGCAGCUACACCUGCUUGUGUCCUCAGGGCCAGGUGGGCGACCCCAUCAAAACUGGCUGUCGUACCCCAGGCCAAUGCGUCCAGGACACCGACUGUCCUGACACAGCUGCCUGUGCCAACAAUAACUGCUACAAUCCCUGCACCUCGCCAGGAAGCUGUGGGGCUGGCGCCCAGUGCAUUACUGAGAACCACAAAGCUGUUUGCUUCUGCCCACCACGGUUUACCGGCGACCCCUCCAGCAGCUGUGUCGCUCUUGAAUGUCUGGGCCACAACGAAUGUCCCGGAGACAAGUCGUGUGUUAACAACAGAUGCGUCAAUCCGUGUUCCAUCCCCGGCGUGUGUGGCAAGAACGCUGGCUGCACCCCACAAUCCCACCUCCACCAGUGCUUCUGCCAAGCAGGCUUCACCGGCGACCCCAAUCUUGGCUGUACCACUAUCACCUAUUGCGCCGUCGAGACCGACUGUCCCUCUGGUGAACAGUGCAACGGUGGCGUCUGUGUCCCGUCGUGUACAAGCAACCGUGAGUGUCUCUCAGGACAGGUGUGCAUCGAUGAAACCUGCAUCCCCACCUGCCAGGCCACCACUGACUGUCCUGACCUACAGGUGUGUCAGAACAACAUCUGUGUUCCGGAGGUGAGGUGCCGCCAGAACGGUGACUGCAACACAAACGAACACUGCCGCACCAACAGCGUGGGUCAGGCCGAGUGUAAGGAUGUGUGUAAUGGGCUGACGUUAUGUGGCCGAGAGGCGGAGUGUGUGCCCAUCGACCACCAGCCUGUUUGUCAGUGCCCAAGGGGAUACUUCGGGAACCCCACUGACGAGCGGGUCGGCUGCCGCCAGAUAGAGUGUGAAGGAGAUGACGACUGUGACCAGGACGAACGGUGCGACAACUACAUGUGUAAAGUCGCGUGCCGGGUCAACAACCAGUGUGCUGAGAACGCUGUGUGCAUCUCGGAAGCUCACAAGGCUGUGUGCUUCUGCCGUGAGGGCUACAAGGGUGACCCCCUCAAAGGGUGUCAACCAAUUGACUUCUGUGCUGAAGAGCCAUGUGGAGAAGGUGCCAACUGCUACAACUUCCGCGGUUCACAUAAGUGUCUCUGUCCUCCCAGCACCGUCGGCAACGCGUACACUGAAGGCUGUAAACCACCUGUUGACUGCUUCGUCGACUCCGACUGCCCGUCUUCAGCUUUCUGUGGUGAAGAAAAUGGUGAACCCAAAUGUAAGGAUGUGUGUAAGGGGUCUCUCUGUGGCCCCAAUUCCGAGUGUAGGGCUGCCAAUCACCGUGCCGUCUGUUCCUGCGUCAGCGGCUAUGAGGGUGACCCCACCAACUUGGUGACAGGGUGUCGUCCUCAGGAGAUCACCUGUCGCCUCAACGCCGAGUGUCCACCCAACACCAUCUGUGAUGGAGGACUCUGUAGACCACCGUGCCAGAGCGACAGUGAGUGUGGACUGACAGAAGCGUGUGAGCGCGGUCAGUGCACAAACCUGUGUGACCAAGACCAGGCUUGUGGCCUCAACUCCAUCUGUAAUAUGGUCAACCACAAGCGGGAGUGUUCCUGCCCUCCUGGCUUCACUGGCAAAGCUGACACAGAGUGCUACAGGAUCCCUACAGCCUGUCAGAGAAACAACGACUGUCCUGCUGGCUUCCUAUGUAAGAACGGCGUCUGCAGCGCUGCCUGUACGGGAGACAGUGCCUGUGCCCAGAACGAGAAGUGUAUCAGUGGCUCCUGCAUGUUGACAUGCCGCCUGGACAACGACUGCUUCCUGGGCCACAUUUGUCUUAACAACAUCUGUAUGAUCGGGUGUCGUGCCAAUGAGGACUGCACGGCUAGCCAAGCUUGCCUCAACAACCGCUGCACCGAUCCAUGUGGCUCCUCCGCCGUGUGUGGCCCCAACGCCAUUUGUUCCGUAGUCAACCACAGGGCCCAAUGCGCUUGUCCCACUGGCUUCAUUCCCAACCCAACCCCCAAUGUUGCUUGCUCUAGGAAACCCAUCACUUGUAACAUUAAUUCUGAUUGUUCUUCAGGCUUUAUUUGUAGCUCUCGCACCUGUAUGGCUAUCUGUUCCUCCACGUCAAAUUGUUUGGACACUGAGCAGUGCGACGGCUCCAUCUGUCGCCCCACCUGUCGCCGUGACGACGAUUGUCGCUCGGGAGAAAUCUGCAACCAGCUCAUAUGCACAAGCGGCUGUCGUUCUGAAGUGGAGUGUCCCUCAGACCAGGCAUGUGUCAACAACAAAUGCAUCGACCCUUGUGCGUCCCCGACAGCGUGUGGAGGUAACGCUCUUUGCUUCGUUAAGGGCCACCGCCUUCAGUGUUCCUGCCCAGACAACCUGGUCGGCGACGCUUAUGUUAACUGUCGCCUUCCACCAACCUCCUGCACCAAUGACCAGAACUGUCCUCCGGAUAUGACCUGCUUCUCUGGCACCUGCCGCCCACUGUGUACCAGUGACCAGGCCUGUUUCAACAAUGAACGGUGCGUGGGUGGAGUGUGCAAGGAGAUCUGUAGCUCCGAUACUCAGUGUGGCAUAGGCAACAUCUGUGAAGGCCGCCUGUGUAUUGUUGGUUGUCGUUCAGAAUCCACUUGUCCAUCUCAUGAGUCUUGCAUCAACCGCCAGUGUCGCGACCCGUGUGAGGGAACCACAAGCUGUGGUACAUGUGCCGAGUGUCAAGUGGUGAACCAUCAAGCACAGUGUAGCUGCUCAGCCAACACCGUGGGCAACCCGCAAACCGCUUGCACUACACCAACUCGACAGUGUUUCUCUGAUAGCGAGUGCGGUUUCCAGGCAUCUUGUAAAGGCGGUUUCUGUGUGAAGGCUUGUAAGUCUUCUGAUCAGUGCAACUGUGGCGAGACCUGCAGUGAUGGAUACUGUUACGCCCAGUGUGGUCAAGACCAGGACUGCUCCCAAAGCUUUUUAUGCCAAGCUGGUGUGUGCGCCGUAGGGUGCCGAGCCAACACUGACUGUCCACUCACUCAAGGCUGCAUCAACGGCAAGUGUGAAGACCCCUGUAAUGAUAAAGCGUGUGGUGACAACACCUACUGCCGCGUCUCCGAUCACCGCCCACUCUGCUUCUGUCUUAGUGGCUACCAUGGCGUUCCCAAAGACGGCUGUGAAAAGUACGAGUGUCUCAGUGACUCUGAAUGCGAACAAGAACAGGUUUGUAUCAACCUCGAGUGCAAGAACCCGUGUCUGGAGGGAACCUGUGGCAAAAACGCCCGCUGUCGCGUCGUGAACCGCGAAGUGGAGUGUUCCUGUCCUCCCACGUACUUCGGUAACCCUAAAUUGGAGUGCAAGAAAGAAAUCGACGAGUGUUUGAAAGACCCUUGUCCCAACAAUGCUCGUUGUAUCAACACAGUUGGUAGUUUCGUCUGCGUCUGCAAACCUGGUUGCCACAGCUACAACAACAAGACUGGCUGCAUCUGUUCCUUUAACCAGCUCGACGAACCCUGCAAGCGAGUCUCGUGUGGCCAAAACGCCAAGUGUCGCGCCAAUGGCUCAGAGGGCGAGUGCUACUGCCCAGAUCAUCUUCCAAAUGGCGACCCACGUAAUAAAUGCACAGGAGAUUGCAGAGAGACAGGUUGUGGGUUGGCAGCGUCUUGCCUCAGGGAGUCCGACGGCAGCUACGAGUGUCGGUGCCGAGACUCCAGCUGGACGGGUGAUCCCUACGUGGAGUGUGCGCCAGGACACUUGUAUGGCGGAACAGGUGUGGCCUGUCGACCAGACCCCGCCUGUGUCAUCACCCAACGGCCGCCCCUUGAGCCGCCCCUUGUGAAUGGGUGUCGGAAGGACGGUGACUGCGACGAGCGUCGGGCGUGCGACGCCGUUAGCGGCACCUGCUACGACCCCUGUGGUCGCGAGCCCUCAGUUUGCGAACCUAAUAAAGUGUGUGAAGUCAGGAAGCACAAAGCCACCUGUAUAUGCAAGCACGGCUUUGUAAUAAACUCAGUGGGAGAGUUUGUGUGUGCGACAGGACCCAUAGACUGCCGGGAGGACGACGACUGUGCCCCCAACCUGGCGUGUGUCAGCAACAGGUGCACCAACCCCUGCCUCAACGGCCGCCUGUGCCCGUCUAACAAGCAGUGUGAAGUGCUCAACCACCGCCCCAUCUGCGUCUGUCUCAAGGACUGCACGGCCUCUGUCACCAUCUGCCUCAGGGACGAAGGAUGCGCGCCCACAGAGGCGUGCGUGUCCUACCAGUGCGUGGACCCGUGCGCCUCUCAUGGGUGCCCCGGGGAAACGCCCUGCUACGUGGAGGACCACAAGCCACUGUGUAAAUUCUGCCCGCCAGGCUUUACUGUCGAUCCCAACUUUGGCUGUGUGAAAGCCGUAGGAUGUCGGGAUGACUCUGAGUGCCCCACCAGCCAGGCUUGUAUCAAUGAGAAGUGCCUCAACCCGUGUGUGGCCCGCAACCCCUGUAGUGCCAAGGAGGACUGUAAGGUGCAGAACCAAAAAGCCACCUGUCUUGCUGUCGGGUGUCGCAGUAACACCGACUGCCCCAGUAGUACCGCCUGCUACAACAAGGAGUGUCUAUCCCCUUGCCAACUGAGGAACCCCUGUGAGACGUCCGAGAGAUGUGAAGUUCGCGAUCACAUCCCCUUCUGCAUCUCAGAGUGUACCUGUCACGCCAACGAAGACUGUCCAUUUGGUUUUACCUGCGACGGCUGUACCUGCAAACCACAACUAUCUGAUGUAGUUGGGUGUGACCCGCCGUGCCAAGGAGACGAGGAGUGUGACGAGGUGGACCUCAUCUGCCGCCCAGAGGUGUGGUCAUCACUCCUUGAGGCUGUUGUUGGUCACUCACAAGCUGCGGUGUGGUCAUCACUCCUUGAGGCUGUUGUUGGUCACUCACAAGCUGCGGUGUGGUCAUCACUCCUUGAGGCUGUUGUUGGUCACUCACAAGCUGCGGUGUGGUCAUCACUCCUUGAGGCUGUUGUUGGUCACUCACAAGCUGCGGUGUGCGGUGUGGUCAUCACCCUUGCGCUGUUGUUGGUCACUCACAAGCUGCGGUGUGGGCUGCGGUGUGGUGAGGCUGUUGUUGGUCACCAAGUCACUCAAGCUGCGGUGUGGUCAUCACUCCUGAGGCUGUUGCUGUCACUCACAAGCUGCGGUGUGGCCAUCACACUCCCCUUGAGGCUGUUCUGCGGUGUGGUCAUCACCUUGAGGCUGUUGUUGGUCACUCCAAGCUGCGGUGUGGUCAUCACCCUGAGGCUGUUGUUGGUCACUCACAAGCUGAGGUGUGGCUCAUCACUCCUUGAGGCUGUUGUUGGUCACUCACAAGCUGAGGUGUGGUCAUCACUCCUGAGGCUGUUGUUGGUCACUACAAGCUGCGGGUGUGGUCACCACUCCUUGAGGCUGUUGUUGUCACUCAAGCUGCGGUGUGGUCAUCAAUUCUUGAGGCUGUUUGUUGGUCACUCUGCUGCGGUGUGGUCAUCUACCCUUGAGGCUGUUGUUGGUCACUCACAAGCUGAGGUGUGGUCAUCACCCUUGAGGCUGUUGUUGGUCACUCACAAGCUGCGGUGUGGUCAUCACCCUGAGGCUGCUGUUGGUCACUCACUGCUGCGGUGUGGUCAUCACCCUGAGGCUGUUGCUGGUCACUCACAAGCUGAGGUGUGGUCAUCACUCCUUGAGGCUGUUGUUGGUCACCACAAGCUGCGGUGUGAGCCCUGUGGAGGGACGCCUGGCAGGUGUGCUGGCAGGGAGCCCUGUGGAGGCGUGAGCCCUGUGGAGGGACGCCUGGCAGGUGUGAGCCCUGUGGAGGGACGCCUGGCAGGCGUGAGCCCUGUGGAGGGACGCCUGGCAGGCGUGAGCCCUGUGGAGGGACGCCUGGCAGGUGUGAGCCCUGUGGAGGGAUGCCUGGCAGGUGUGAGCCCUGUGGAGGGACGCCUGGCAGGUGUGAGCCCUGUGGAGGGACGCCUGGCAGGUGUGAGCCCUGUGGAGGGACGCCUGGCAGGUGUGAGCCCUGUGGAGGGACGCCUGGCAGGCAGUUUUAGAGCAAUUUGCACGCCAUCUUUGUGUCGUGGCUCUGUUGACUCGGGCACGUUCUUAUAUCAGGAGUUAUGUGAAGAUGUUAAGGUUCCAAGGUGUGAGAAUCGAGUCCGUGGUCCCCGAGUGUCGCUGCCACACGGUCCAGCUGAGGCUCUGGGCCGUGCUGCGUGUGUGACAACCGGGGGCUCCGCUUUCUCGAACCUUGUGUCUGUAUAUAUCAGCAUGGCACAGUUUUUGUACAUUGCCGGUGUACGCGAACGUUUACGAUCUAAAGGCUUCGUCACACCAAGAAUUUCGCUUGCAUUAACCCUCAGCACAACUACCACACCUGUUACAGCCACCACCACCAUCACACCGGCCACCACACUAACCCAACCUGAUGGUGACGCUCAUACCGUCGUGCCACCCACCGUGCCACCCACCACACCACCCUCCACCCCAACACCUCCAUCCACCCCGUCAUCCACUCCUUCAUCCUACCCUCACACUCCACCAGUCACCGACCAUACCGAGCUCACCUACCCAGAGACACUACUUACCAACACCACGGUACCUCGGGAGACAGGCCUGCCAACUGCCUCCACCAUUGAAGAAGGCCUGCCAACAUCCACCGCCAUAGUAGAACAAGACAUAUCAACUCCUUCCACUGUUGAGGAAGGUGUGUUUACCCUUCCUACUUUUGAAAUAGGCAUAACAACAUUCCCGCACAUUGAACAAGGCCCUGUUGAAGUAGGCACACCUGAAGGAGUGUCGACCCACCCAACCACGGAUAAGCCAGCAACUCCAGCCAUCCCAGGGUAUGUCGAACCCACCAAGCCACAGCCUGUUACUCAAGAGUACACUGGAUCAACCCACCCAACCACGGAUAAGCCAGCAACUCCAGCCAUCCCAGGCUAUGUCGAACCCACCAAGCCACAGCCUGUUACUCAAGAGUACACUGGAUCAACCCACCCAACCACGGAUAAGCCAGCAACUCCAGCCAUCCCAGGCUAUGUCGACCCCACUACAGCAACGCCAGAAGCCACCAAGCCACACAUUUUCACUGAACAUCCCAUUAUUUUCCCUGAUCAAAAUAUAUCCCGUGUUACCGGAGACUAUACCACUGACAGACCACUGGGUCCUGGCACUGACACACCAUUAGUUACUGUCUCUGACCUACCACUGGGUCCUGGCACUGAAAGACCAUUGGUUACUGUCUCUGACCUACCACUGGGUCCUGGCACUGAAAGACCAUUGGUUACUGUCUCUGACCUACCACUGGGUCCUGGCACUGAUAGGCCGUAUCCUGGCACUGUCAGACCACUGGAUCCUGGCACUGACAGACCACUAGGUCCUGGCACUGACAGACCAUUAGGUCCUGGCACUGGAAAACAUCUCAUUGACCACUGGGUCCUGGCACUGACAGACCUCUGCCUCCCACGACAACCUCUGGGUCCUGGCACUGACAGACCACUUGGUCCCACUGACAGACCACUGGGUCCUGCACUGAAGACCUCCUGCACUGACAGACCUCUACCUGGCACUGACAGACCAUUGGGUCCUGGCACUGACAGACCUCAGUCUGAACUGACAGACCAUUGGGUCCUGGCACUGAAAGACCAUUGGUUACUGUCUCUGACCUACCACUGGGUCUGCACUCACAGACCUCUGGGUCCUGGCACCGAUAAGGCCACCUCUGGGUCCUGCACUGACAGACCUCUGGGCCCUGGCACUGAAAGACCACUGGGCACCAGACCAUUGGGUCCUGGCACUGACAGACCUCUCCUGGCACUCAUAGACCACUGGGUCCUGGCACGACAGACCACUGUCCUGGCACGACAGACCCCGGGUCUGGCACACCAAAGACCACUGGGUCCUGGCACUAAAGACCACUGGGUCCUGGCACUGACCUACCACUGGGUCCUGGCACCGAUAGGCCGUAUCCUGGCACUGAGAGACCAUUGGGUCCUGGCACUGACAGACCACUGUCCUGGCACUGAAAGACCACUGGGUCCUGGCACUGACAGACCACUGGGUCCCGGCACUAAAAGACCAUUAGUUACUGUCUCUGACCUACCGCUGGGUCCUGGCACUGAUAGGCCGUAUCCUGGCACUGACAGACCAUUCGGUCCUGGCACACUGACAGACCACUGGGUCCUGGCACUGAAAGACCAUUGUACAGGUCGACCUCUCGGUCAUGAUGUGUCAGCAACCUCUGUCAGCCCAGAGGAAGUGUCGUCCCUCGUGGCAGUAGAGACAACAAUAUUGUCAUCAAGUGAAAGUGUUCCUGGUGUGAGUUACCCCAUCACAACUCCUUCCGCCGCUUCUGCUACUUCCCCAAGUGUUUCACCAGUCACCCAGGAGGAUGUUACUACUCCAUCACCAGUGUCGCCGUAUACUGAGGUGGUUUACGUCGACAUCACUACUCUCACUGUUCCUGAUACCAGCAGCGUCUCCGCCACGACGGAGGAAUAUGGUAUUAUUCCUACAACUGUCUCUGGUGAUAUUUCUCAUGAGGUUAAGAUCCCGUCAGAGGGAGAAUUAACGUCACCACCACCUCCAGGCUUUACUGAGGACGUUGAAGCUGCGACAAGAUCGACGGUAGAUGAAGGGGAAUCGGAGACGUACCCCACCACCACUGAGUCUGCCCAAGUCACUGUUUCUGCCUUCCCUAUCCUUAACCCCGACCUCCUCCCCUCUACCCAGUCUCCUACAGACGUACCCUCUCGCCCUUGUGGUGAGAACAGCGACUGUUGGGGGGAUGAAGUUUGCUGGGAUGGUGAGUGUGUGGACGGGUGUGCGCUGGUGCGGUGCGGCUACAAGGCACAGUGCGCCACCGUCCGUCACCGUCCCGUGUGUACCUGUUUGUCUGGUCACCGAGGCAACCCGCUCGUCGAGUGCCUCCCACAACUAGUCUAUAACUGUGUCCUCACUCCUGCCCCUCCAGUCACAACACCACGCCCACCCACACCCCGCCCCCCGGUAGGCGUCCUCACCCCACGCCCACCCACAUCCUCUUCUGAAUGCCGGACGAAUCGCCAGUGCGGUGAGAUGGAACUUUGUCACAGCGGGUCGUGUGUUGACCCGUGUGUGGUGGGGUCUCCGUGUGGCCUGAACGCUGAGUGCACCGUCAGGCGUCACCGUCCACGCUGUUGGUGCCCUCAAGGUUACCAAGGCGACCCCCACCUCUUGUGCCGCCCAGCACCACCCACCCCGUCCCCUGGCUGCAGCUCGGAUCUGGCCUGCCCGGACGACAAAGUGUGUUAUAACCGCGAGUGCCGCAACCCCUGUGACUUGGCCAACCCCUGCGCCGCCAAGGCUAAGUGCCGCACCCUAGCCCACCGGCCCCUCUGUACCUGCGACCCGGGCUACUCGGGCGACCCCUAUACUUUCUGCAGUCUUGACAAUGUCAUCAUUACGGGUUGCCGGGGUGACGCUGACUGCCCCUCCACACAAGCUUGUAUUAACAACGAAUGUCGGUACCCGUGCGAGGAUGACCCCUGUGGGACUAACGCCGAAUGCAUCAACAGCGACCACAGUGCCCAGUGCAGGUGUCGCAACGGGUUCCAGGGUGACCCCUUCAAGGGAUGCUCCCCCGUUGGCUGCUUCACCCCUGAUGACUGUGCUGUGACAGAGGAGUGCUACAGCGGGCAGUGUGUCAGCCCUUGUCGUCCUGGCAAUAACCCCUGCCCGCCCACUGCCGUCUGCCGCACCCUGGCUCAUGCCGCCACCUGCAUGUGUCCCCCGGGCCACACAGGUCUUCCUCUACAGGGGUGCUCGCCUCUCCCCACCUGCGGCUACAACUCUGACUGCCCAGCGGACAAGGCGUGUAUCGAGCGUGUGUGUGGUGACCCAUGCGGGGCAGCGCCCUGCCCCCAGGGGUCUCUCUGCCGCGUUGAGGACCACCGCCCCAUCUGCCUGUGUCCGCCGGGCUAUACGGGAAACCCGGAGGUGGGUUGUGUCCGUAGUGGGUGUGAGAGUGACAGUGAGUGUCCCCGUAACCGUGUGUGCCGGAAAGGGACCUGUGUGGACCCCUGCCAGGACUGUGGCCAGGGGGCGCUGUGUCAGGCGCUGGCCGGCACCGUCAUAUGCCUCUGUCCUGUUGGGUUCACGGGAAACCCUCGAUUUUCUUGUGACUCAAUCCCCGGCUUCUGCUCCUCGGACAUCGAGUGCCAACUACGGGAGGCGUGUUUGGACGGGGAGUGCCGGGAUCCCUGCACCACAGUGCCUCCCCCUUGUGGUGUGGGAGCUCGCUGCCGCGUCAUCAACCACCGCACCAUCUGCCAGUGCCCCGACGGGUACGAGGGUGACCCGCGAGAUCUGUGCACACCAGUGAGCACCCCAACACCGGGCUGCCAGUACAACCAAGACUGCCCAUCCAAUAAGGCCUGUGACCGCCUUUCACGUAAUUGUAUUGACCCGUGUGAAGACGCCUGCGCACCCACCGCCAUUUGCCAAGCCAUUGACCACCGCCCCUACUGCCAGUGCCCCCCCGGCUACAGUGGCAACGCGAACAUCGAGUGUGCAAUACCUGUAGGUUGCCGAGACGACAGCAAGUGCCCCUCCACCCAAGCCUGCAUCAAUAACAAGUGCCAGGACCCGUGCGUUUGUGGCAGCAACGCUGUCUGUGAGGUGGUCAGUCACCGUGCCAUCUGCCGCUGUCCACCUGGAUACAUCGGCGACCCAUUCAGGGGCUGCCAAGUGCCCACCAACCCUUGUGACACUGACCCAUGCGGUGAUGGAGCCCUCUGUGAGCUGGACAACGGCAACCCCAUCUGUGUGUGUCCCCGAGGAACCACCGGCAACCCCUUCGAGAAGUGCAUUCCUGAAGGUGAAGACUGUGAACCCAACUCAUGCGGCCCCAACUCCGGGUGUCGGAUGGUGGGCGGCGUCCCCAUGUGUUUCUGUCUGCCAGAAUUUGUGGGCAACCCUCCGAGCGUCCCCUGCAGCCCACCAGCCAACCCCUGUGAACCUUCACCCUGUGGACCCAACACUGCCUGCAACGUGGUUAAUGGCUUCCACAGGUGCACAUGUCUGCCAGGCUUUGUGGGUAAGCCCAACACUAUCCGAGGCUGCGAAGAACCAGCCAAUCCGUGCGUGCCGUCACCCUGUGGCUCAGGAGCAAUCUGCGACGCUGACAGGAGCCCCUUCUGCUUCUGUCGUCCUGGCCUCGUUGGUGACCCCUACACCGGAUGCAGAGAACCCCCUCCGACCUGCACCUCAGGAGUCUGUGGCCAGAAUGCUGAGUGUUAUGUCCGCAGCAACAGUCUACAGUGCCGGUGUCUCGAUGGAUACGACGGAGACCCACGGGCGCAGUGCCUCCCUAGGCCAGGUAACCCUUGUGAGCCCAAUCCAUGUGGUGCCAACACCCAGUGCAGGGUGGGCAACAACAACCGCCCUGUGUGCACCUGUUCCCCGAGCUUCUUCGGUGAGCCAGGCUCAGAGAAGGGUUGUAGACCUGAAUGUGCUGUGGAUGACGACUGCAGCUUAGACCUAGCAUGUGUCAACACACGUUGUAUCGACCCUUGCCCCAGCGCCUGUGGCAUUAACUCGCUGUGCGAGGUUAAUACCCACCGCCCAGUGUGCUACUGCCCCGCCGGGUUUAAGGGAAACCCUUACACGCGGUGUGAGGUGGUGUCUGAGCCUAUCCCACCUAAAGAGGGGGUUACCUCCAGGCCCCCUCACCCAUGUGUGCCGUCCCCGUGUGGACUUAACACCAACUGCCACGUGGAGGACUCCCAGGCUGUCUGCUCAUGCGUCGACGGCUAUAUCGGUGACCCCAAAGACCGCUGCCGUCCUGAGUGCGUCAGCAACGCAGACUGUGAUGACGAUGAGGCAUGUAUCGACCAGAAGUGUGGUGACCCUUGCCCAGGUCUUUGUGGCACCAACGCCUUGUGUGACGUCGUUCACCACAACCCCAUCUGCUACUGCCCCAGUAACCUUGCCGGCGACCCCUUCAGGUUCUGCGUCACCAGACCACCCACGCCUGAAGCGCCUCCGUGUGAACCCAACCCCUGCGGUCCCAACUCUGAGUGCCGCCCUACAGCACACAACAAAGACCAUGUGUGCUCCUGCCUCCCCGGGUUCUUUGGCUCCCCUUGUCGCCGCCUGCAGUGUACCAUCAACUCUGACUGCCCCCCGAGCAAGGCUUGCGUCAACUUCAUGUGCGUCAACCCGUGCCCGGGAUCUUGUGGCCUCGAGGCUCUCUGCAGUGUCGUCGCCCACAAUCCCAUCUGUAGGUGUCCAGACGGCCUAACUGGCGACCCCUUCAACCGUUGCUACCAAAAGGAAGUGCCACAGGAGCCAACUGAUCCUCAGCCCCCGGCACCGCCCUCACCGCUGUGUUCACCCUCGUGUGGUGAUAACGCUGAGUGCCAGAUUGUGGAUGGUGUAGGAUCCUGUGUGUGUUUAAGUGGGUACUAUGGUCGUCCUGAGCUGGGGUGCACGCCAGAGUGCAUCAUCAACUCCGACUGUGUCAACACUCGCGCCUGCAUCAAUCAGCGCUGUAUUGAUCCCUGCCUAGGGGCUUGUGGUGUGGAGGCGUUCUGUAAUGUGGUCAACCACAAACCCAUCUGCGCGUGCCGUAAAGGCUACGUCGGUGACCCCUUCAGGCUGUGCCGCCCUGCACCUCACCCGCCUGUCACCCCAGUGCCGUGCCAGCGCUCCCCCUGUGGAGAAAAUGCACGCUGUACUAAUAGAGGCACGGAAGGCGUGUGUACGUGCCUCCCAGGCUUCUUGGGUAAUCCGUACGCGCAGUGCAACCCCGAGUGUGUGGUGAGCAGUGACUGUGCGAUGACCCAGGCGUGCAUCAGUCAGAAGUGCCGCGACCCUUGUCCCGGCACUUGUGCCAAUAAUGCUCGCUGCUCCGUCAUCAGUCACAACCCUGUGUGUGUGUGUCCUUCUGGCUACAAGGGUGACCCCUUCACCGCCUGCACACCAAUACUACCCAUUCCUACAAUACCCCAAGACAAGAUCAACCCCUGCGUGCCAGACCCCUGCGGCCCCAACGCUGUCUGCAGAGUUGGAGGCGACGUGGCGGUGUGUGAAUGUCGCCCAGGAACCUUCGGAAACCCUAACGUGCCAACGGGAUGCAGAUACGAAUGUUUGACUAACACCGAGUGUCCGAUGACCCAGGCGUGUAUCAACCGUCGGUGUAUGGACCCGUGUGUUGGGACGUGUGGUCUUCAGGCCCUGUGUCAAGUGAUAGCUCAUAACCCCAGGUGUCGUUGUCCUGAUGGCUUCCAAGGGGACCCCUACUACAGCUGCACCUACACCCCGAUCUUCGUGUCACCUGAGUCGGAGCUCCCCACGGAAAUUCCGGUGGAGGACAAGGACCCCUGCUUGAGUUCCCCAUGUGGGCCUUACGCCAAGUGCUCCAGUAGGGAUCACGUCUACACAUGCACCUGUGAGCCUGGAUACUUCGGCAACCCUUACACCGGCUGUGUCCCCGAGUGUAUUGUCAACUCAGGCUGCCCUGCCAUCAAAGCCUGCAUCAACCAACACUGCGUGGACCCCUGCCCUGGCUCCUGUGGGCUCAACUCUGAGUGCCACGUCCUGAGGCACCAACCCAACUGUUACUGUCCUGCAGGAUACACCGGCGACCCUUACUCCCGCUGCUUCGUCGAUACACCGGACAAGCCACCUCUGCCUGAAACACCAUGUCAACCCGACCCCUGCGGACCCAACUCCAGGUGCCAAGUUGAGGAGGGGCGACCCGUGUGUUCCUGCCUCCCUGGGUUCUUCAGCAGACCUCCUACGUGCCAGCCAGAGUGUAUCCUCAAUUCUCGGUGCCCCUCGACCCUGGCCUGUAUCCACCAGAAGUGCGUGGACCCAUGCCCUGGGGUGUGUGGUGAGGGCGCUAACUGUGAGGUAGUUAACCAUAAUCCUAUCUGUAGCUGCCCCAGGGACCUUACCGGCGACCCCUUCAUCCGCUGCUUUAAACCGCCUGAGAGCCCACCGGCCGUGUCUAGUCCAUGUUCGCCCAGCCCUUGUGGGGUGCACGCCAUGUGUCGUAGCGAAGGGCGCCGCGCUGUGUGCACGUGCCCGGACCCCCUACAAGGUGACCCGUAUGUGAUGUGCGCACCUGAGUGUCAGACGGAUAACAUGUGCACCAACAACCUGGCGUGUGUGCGGCAGAGGUGCGUGGACCCUUGCCCCGGGGCGUGUGGGCUCCUGGCCACAUGCCUCGUGUUCAACCAUCGCCCCGUGUGUACAUGCCCCGAAACGUUGAGAGGCGAUCCCUACUCUGCGUGCCGCCCUUCCCUCGCCCCAUCGACAGACAAGUCGCCGUGUAGUGCUGGAGGUCUGUGCGGGGACAACACAGAGUGCCGGGUAGUGGGGGGCGCUGCUCUCUGUACCUGCCAGCCCGGCCUGGUGGGCAAUCCUCAGCUGGACUGUCGUCCUGAGUGUGUCAUCAAUAAUGACUGUCGCUUUGAUGCCAGCUGCCGUGGCCACAAGUGUGUGGACCCUUGUCCGGGUACUUGUGCUGACGACGCCCUAUGCCAGGUAGUGCAACACCAACCCCGCUGCUCCUGCCCCCCCGGCCUGCUGGGUGACCCCUACUCCCUCUGCUAUUCUCCCCCUACGGCGUCUGUGGCAACGUCGCCGUGUUCACCGUCACCGUGCCUACCAUGGGAGGUGUGCACGAGCCAGGGUGGCGCCCCACUCUGCCUGGAGUGUGUGGUCAACAGUGACUGCCCCAGCCACCUGGCGUGUACUGCCCACAGGUGCACUGACCCUUGCCCGGGCGUGUGUGGGCCGGGCGCCCAGUGUGUGGUGGUUACCCACAGCCCCGUGUGUCGCUGUCACCCGGGCCUGCUGGGUGACCCUUACAAGCAGUGCUCGCGUCCCAUACGUCCUGUGCCCGCGCCCGCCAAGCCCACGCCCUGUGUGCCCAGCCCUUGCGGUACCAACGCUCGCUGCCAGGUCAAAAUGGACCGCGAGGUGUGUAUCUGUGCCCCUGGCUACUUCGGCAACCCAGUCCUUGGUUGUCGGCCAGAGUGCGUGGUGCACACAGACUGUGCAGUGCGGCUGGGGUGCGUGAGGCAGCGGUGCAUCAACCCAUGCCCGGGUACAUGUUCCCCCGAGGCUCAGUGCACAGUGGUGAACCACCGCACAGUAUGCACGUGCCCCGCCGGUCACACAGGAGAUCCCUUCGUAAGAUGUCGCCCCUUACCCCAACUGCCUCCACCUACUGCAUCUCCCACAGUGAUGGGGGAAAGAGACCCGUGCUCGCCAGGGCCCUGUGGUCCCCGCACCCAGUGCCGCGUGUCUGCCAGCCUCGCCGUGUGUGCCUGUCUGCCGGGCCUGGUGGGUAACCCCUACCUCGGGUGCCGCCCAGAGUGCCAGCGGGACCUGGACUGUCGGCUAGACAGAUCAUGCCAGCAACAGCUGUGUGUGGACCCUUGCCCUGGCACCUGUGGCCGCCGCGCCUCCUGCAUGGUCCUCAACCACCGCCCUCAGUGCUCCUGCAAGCCUGGCUACUCCGGCGACCCUUACUCUGCCUGUUCUUUCUAUACACCUCCCGCCCCAACCCCUACCUCCCCCUGCGAUCCGUCCCCCUGUGGUCAGUUCUCAGAGUGUCGUGACGUGGGUGGCCGGGCAACCUGCUCCUGCCUGCCGGGCUACCUGGGCUCUCCACCUAGGUGUCACCCAGAAUGCGUUGUCAACAGCGAGUGUUCGUCACAGAAUGCGUGUGUCAACCUCAAGUGUGUUAACCCGUGCGUUGGAGCGUGUGGUGUAGAGGCGGAAUGCCGCGUUCUCCAGCACAGCCCCGUGUGCUCGUGUCGACCACAGUACACAGGAGACCCCCUCACUCUCUGCUCCCCAGUACCUCCUCCGCCACCACAGCCGUCCCUGCCAGCCGUGUUCGACCCCUGUGUACUGAGCAGCUGUGGCACCAACGCCAAGUGCUCGGUACAAGAUGACGUGGCUGUGUGCUCCUGCCCACCACACCACUACGGCAACCCUUACGUGGCGUGCAAACCGGAGUGCACCGUUGACUCUGACUGUCCUCGGUACCUGGACUGUGCUAGGAACAGAUGUGUGGACCCGUGUCCAGGGGCAUGUGGCAUUAAUGCUCUGUGUGACGUGCUGAACCACCGGGCCACCUGCACCUGCCCCACAGGCUCCGUCGGCAACCCCCACACGCGCUGCAACCCUGUGUUGACAUCUACUCCUGUGCCGGAGAGUGACCCAUGCCACCCAUCGCCAUGCGGGGCCAGUACAUCGUGCCGGGUAGUGGGGAGUCGCCCCGUGUGCUCCUGUCUGCCGGGGCUGUUCGGGGACCCCACCAAGCUGUGUCGCCCUGAGUGCAUUACCAGCCAGGAGUGUGGCCAUGAUGAAGCAUGUGUGAGGCAUGAAUGUGUGGACCCGUGUGUCAGCAGCUUGUGUGGUGGCUACGCCUCUUGUAGGGUGGUGCUGCACUCCCCCGUCUGCUCCUGCACCCACGGCUACACCGGUGACCCCUACCUCCACUGCCACCCUGUGUCUUCGGUGGUGACUCCAAAGCCGCCGGUCCAUCACCCGUGUGCCGGGGACCCCUGUGGGCCUAAUGCCAUAUGUCGCGAGGUUAACAGACAGCGCCAGUGUUUCUGCCAACCCGGGUACGUGGGCCGCCCGCCUACAUGUCGGCCAGAGUGUUUGGUGCACGCCGAGUGUCUCGCCACCCAAGCCUGUAUCAACAAUCGUUGUGUCGACCCCUGCAAGGGCACCUGUGGUGUUCACACUGAAUGUCGCGUCAUCAACCACGACCCCAUCUGUAGCUGCCUGCCGGGGUACACGGGGGAUUCCUUCACCCGCUGUACCAUCGCCCCUACCCCGCCACCCAGGCCCGUCAUCACACCAACACCUCGACCACUACCACCUAUUGCUGGCACACAACCACCCGGCAGUGAGCCAGUCAUAGUAGCAAUCCCAGGAGACCCGACGAUCACCCAGCAGCCACUGGUAAUCAUUCCUCAGCCGCCCGCACCCCCUCCCACCAUACCCUGCCUGCCUGACCCCUGUGGUGCCAAUACCAUCUGCCGGGAACAUGUCGACACCUACUUGUGUGAGUGUCGCCCAGGGUACUACGGCAACCCUGAUGUGGGGUGUAGGCCGGAGUGUGUCCUCAGCACCGACUGUGACAGCGGCUAUUCUUGCAUCCGUCACAAGUGUAUGAACCCCUGUCCAGCUGCCUGUGCCUCCACCGCCGUCUGCACCGUCGUGAACCAUGGUGCUACCUGCAGCUGUCCACCACACCUUCAGGGUGACCCAUAUAUUCACUGUGCCCCCUUGCCCAUCAUUGGCUCCACCCCGUUCCCGCCGCCGGUGACCCCCGUGGUGAAGGAGCCUUGUGCUCCUAACCCCUGUGGCCAAAACGCCGAGUGCCUCCCCAACAGCGGUGAGUGUCGCUGCCUACCAGGCUACUUCGGCAACCCCUACUUCAAGUGUGAGCCAGAGUGCACCACUGACCCCCAGUGUCCCUUCCAUCUGGCCUGUGUCAACCAGAAGUGCAUCGACCCGUGUCCCGGCACCUGUGGCAGAAACGCCGAGUGCCAGGUGGUCAACCAUGACCCAGUCUGCUACUGCAGGCCGGGCUACAGUGGUGACCCCUACGAAGCGUGUCGUGUAGAGAUAACAACACCCACAAGGCCGGAGGACCCCUGCACCCCGAGUCCCUGUGGACCCAACUCCAGGUGCCAUAUGGUGCAUAGUCGGCCCGUGUGUGAGUGUCUCCCGGGCUACUAUAACAGCCCACCCAACUGCCGACCAGAGUGUAUUGUCAACGCAGACUGUGUUACAGUCAAGGCCUGUGUUAACCAAAAGUGUCGUGACCCCUGCGUGGGCACGUGUGGCACUGACGCUCAGUGUGAGGUGACGAACCACAACCCCAUCUGCUUCUGCCCUUCCCACCUCACCGGCGACCCCUUCGUCCGCUGCUAUGAACACCCUGUGAGUCCUUCCCAGGAGGACCCGUGUGUGCCAGACCCUUGUGGUCGUGGAGCAGACUGCACCGAGAAGGCAGGUGUAGCUGUGUGCACGUGUAAGCCUGGACUGACGGGUAACCCCUACGAUAUUUGUCGACACGACUGUGUGGUUAACUCAGACUGUGCUCGCGAUAAGGCGUGUUCUCGCAAUAAGUGCGUAGACCCGUGUCCCGGGGCAUGUGGGGUGAACGCCGAGUGUCGUGUGUCUCACCACAGUCCCUCGUGCACCUGUCCACCUCACCUCACGGGCGACCCAUUCUCACGCUGUGUCCUCGCCACCACCACUCCCGAGACCCCUGACGACCCCUGCUCUCCGCCCCCGUGCGGGCUCAACGCCAGGUGCGAGAGAGAUGGCAGCAGCUCCUACAGGUGCGAGUGUGUCCGUGACUACUUCGGCGACCCCUACACAGAGUGUCGCCCCGAGUGUGUUGUGAACACUGACUGCGCCAGCGACCAAGCCUGUCGCAACUUGAAGUGCAUUGACCCAUGUCCUGGUACCUGUGGCACCAACGCCGAGUGUGACACCAUCAACCACAGCCCUAUUUGCACUUGUCUUUCGGGCUACCAAGGCAACCCGUACGUCACCUGUCGCGUCCCAGAUAAAGAGACCCAGACAGAGCGUCCCAACCCGUGUCUUCCCAACCCCUGCGGACCCUUCUCCACUUGCCGGGUGGUGCGACAGCGGCCUGUGUGUGAGUGUGUGGCCGGCUACUAUGGUGCCCCGCCGCAGUGCCACCCAGAGUGUGUCACCAAUUCGGACUGCCCCAAGUACCUGGCGUGUGUGAAGGAGAAGUGUGUAGAUCCUUGUGUGGGCACCUGUGGUCGCCAGGCACAGUGUCAAGUGGUGAAUCACAACCCUCUGUGUUCGUGUCCUGCCGGGUACAGUGGUGACCCCUACAUCCAGUGUGCUCUGCUCACGACCACAACUCGCCCCGUUAUUGUGAUCACCCCUCUCCCCACCUCCCCACCACGCCCGGAGGUCACCACACCCCCACGCCCCUGUGCGCCCAAUCCGUGUGGUCAGAAUGCACAAUGCUCGCCCCAAGGCCAGUACUUCGAGUGCUCGUGUCCGCCGCCGAUGUUCGGCAACCCUUAUGUUGAGUGCCGCCUCGAGUGCGUGGUGGACUCUGACUGUGGGAGGAACAAGGCGUGUGAGAGGAAUGAGUGCGUUGACCCCUGCACGGGUUUGUGUGGGGUGAGGGCAGAGUGUCACGUGAUCAUGCAUAAGCCUGUGUGCAUGUGUCCCCUCGAGUACACAGGAGACGCCUACACAGCCUGCAGUCCUUCACCAACUAUAUCAGCUGAGACUUCACCACCUGCGCCUCCCCUGACCACUGACCCCUGCGAUCCAUCUCCAUGUGGCACCUUGGCUGAGUGUCACCAGGGCGUGUGCCAGUGUAUCGCAGGGUACUUUGGUGACCCAUACACUGCCUGUCGACCCUCCUGCUCAGCUGACUCACAAUGUGACUCUGGCCUGGCUUGUGUUAAUGACAAGUGUAUCGACCCAUGUCCAGGCACUUGUGGCAUCAAUGCAGAGUGCAGAGUACCCAACCAUACCCCUAUUUGCACGUGUCCGUCUGGUUACACCGGCAGUCCUUACGAGAGAUGCUUCCCUAGGCCGGACGAGGGCUCGUCCGAGGAGCUAGAGGACCUGUGUGAGGUGUGUGGCCCCAAUGCCGACUGCAGGGAGGUGGUAGACCGCCCCGUAUGCACCUGUCUUCCGGGCUUCAUUGGUGCCCCGCCAAAUUGUCGCCCAAUUUGUGUCGUCAACCGCGAUUGUCCGGCCACGAUGGCAUGUAACAGACAAAAGUGCAUUGAUCCUUGUCCCGGGGUGUGUGGCACCAACGCAGAAUGCCGCGUCAUCAACCACUCCCCGGUGUGCACCUGUGUUCCAGGGUUCACAGGCGAACCUUUCGUUCGGUGCACCCGUAUCCCACUUGCUGUGUCGACGGUGGUGCCUCCCAAGGAGUUUGUUGACCCCUGCAGGGAGGGCAUUUGUGGCCCCAACGCCGACUGUCGUGUCCAGGGAACUCGUGGUGUGUGUACAUGUAAACCUGGAUACUUUGGGAACCCAUACAACAACUGCCGUCCCGAAUGCGUCAUCAACUCCCAGUGCCCUAAGUACCUAGCUUGUGUCAACCAACGUUGCGAAGAUCCUUGUCCUGGCACCUGUGGCAUUGAUGCCAUCUGUGAUAUCGUCAACCACAACCCUGUGUGUUCCUGCCAGAGGACCAUGACAGGUGACCCCUUCGUCCGCUGCGAGCCAAUUCGCACCCCCCUUGACCCGUGUAACCCUACACCGUGUGGAUCAUACACCAACUGCCGGGUGAUGGUGGAUAGGGCCGUCUGCUCCUGCGUCCCUGGGUACGUUGGCAACCCUGACGUGGGCUGUAAACCCGAAUGCACCAUUAACUCGGACUGCCUUGUGAGCCAGGCGUGUGUCAACCAGAAGUGCGUCGACCCGUGCGUGGGCGUGUGUGGGAGUGGGGCCGAUUGUAACGUCUUUGGUCACAACCCUCUGUGCACCUGUGCCGAGGGCCUCACGGGAGACCCUCUUGUGGCUUGUGAAAUUAAGAAAGAGAGCCCUGUCGACCCGUGCAACCCCUCACCGUGCGGCUCCAACACCAACUGUGCUGUGAAGGAGAAUGGGCAAGCUGUGUGUACUUGUUUCCCGAACUACUUCGGCAACCCCUACUUGGAGUGUCGAGUCGAGUGUACCAUCAACUCAGACUGCCCCAAGUACCUGGCGUGUGUCAACCAGAAGUGCCGCGACCCCUGCCAACCUGGCACCUGCGGUCUGAACGCUGUCUGUGAUGCCGUCAACCACCAGGCUAUUUGCACCUGUCCUCGCAGAUAUGAUGGCAAUCCAAAGGUCGAGUGCGUGCGUGCACCGACGAAGCUCGUCCAAUGCUCCCUGAAUGCAUGCGGCUUUAACACUGAAUGUCGAGUUAUUAACAAUGUUCCUAUAUGCUAUUGUCUCCCAGGUUACACGGGCAACCCCGAGCGAGGGUGUUCCCCGAUCAUUCCUCCUUCUCCCCUGCUUGUAGUCACCCCCUCGACCCCAACCUCCCGACCCUUCCAUCCUCCAACUGUCCCAUCCUCUCCCCCACUCCCACCCACUGAGUGUAAGUCUAACUCACACUGCUCCCCAUCGCGGACCUGCAUCAACGAGCGAUGCAUCGACCCAUGCAGGGGUGAGCACCCUUGUGCUACCGGGGCCGAGUGUACCGUCAUCCAGCACCGGCCAGUCUGCAAGUGUCCCCCAGGGUUCCAGGGUAAUCCACAAACACGCUGCAACCCGACCACCACCACUCCCAGGCCUGACUGCUUGGCAGACGUCGAGUGUCCACAGGAAAAAGCCUGUGCUGAACGUCGGUGCGUUAGUCCGUGCCAGGUGGCCAAUCCGUGUUCCCACCUGGCCGAGUGCACCGUUGUCUCUCAUCUUCCACAAUGUAGGUGCAUUCAGGGUUAUAUUGGCAACGGAUAUUAUUGUGAGCUGCCCACCACCUCUACCAUUCCCUCACCUAUUGCUGAAUAUCCCACUCAUACAACUGUCAGACCAGGGGUGGCCACUCGGCCCCCGAGCCACGCAGUUGACCUUCAGUGUACUCGAGACUUUGAAUGUGACGUAGACGAGAUGUGUAACAACUUUGACUGUGUGCCAGUGUGCAGUGUGACUAACCCGUGCCGUAGUCGCAAUGCCUUAUGUCGUGGCGAAAACCACCAGCCUGUGUGUUACUGUCAGCCAGGAUUUGUGGGCAACCCAUUCAUCGAGUGCAAGGAGCCGUUACCAGCCACUCCUCCACCCCAGUGUCUCACAGAUCGGGACUGUCCUGACAACAAGGCUUGUGCCCAGCGCAAAUGUGUCAAUCCCUGCAUCGUAUUUAAUCCAUGUUCACCCCUUGCCCAAUGUGAGACCCUCAAGCACUUCCCCGUGUGUUCCUGCUUUCUGGGCUUCACAGGCUCUGGCUAUGACUGUGAACGUCUCCCUCCUAUCGUGGAGAGACCCCCUCUACCGUCUACUACCCUGCCUCGGCCUAUUUCCAUGACCACCACAACAAAGGGACCAAUAGCCGAAUUUCCCACUCCCCAACGCGAAAGGCCUCUUACUCCCAGGCCGCCACCACCAUUCCUACCUCUUCCACCUCCAAUCACCAUUGGUUGUGAGAGUACAGCCGAUUGCCACUUCAGCACCACUUGUGUAAAUAAACUGUGUGUAGAUGUUUGCAGUCGAGGCUAUUGUGGCAGCAACGCAGACUGUCAUAUCCACCAUAACUUCCCCGAGUGCUCUUGCCCUCCAGGGACUGUCGGCGAUCCAUAUGUCAAGUGCAUAGCUGUAGCAACGAAAGCUCCACCCACCACGCUUCGCCCUCUCGCGGACACCCAACCUUCUGUACCAGACGUGCUCAUCCGUCCACAGGAGGGCACAAGACAUACCACACCCUCGCCUGUGGCUGCCCCUACCACUACCAGAGCACCAGAAAAGACUUAUACACAACCCACAACUGUCCACCACACAACAUUACCCAUAACCGUCGGAUGCGAAAGCAAUGACGACUGCCCAUUCGAUAACACCUGCAUCAACCGUCUCUGUGGUGACGUGUGUAGUCCUUCGCUAUGUGCCGACAACGCACACUGUCAAACCUUUGCCAAUCGACCAACUUGCUCAUGCCCUCCAGGAACCUCUGGAAACCCAACUAUAAAAUGCACUGCCUUACUAACAGAGGAAGUCCCAACACAACUUCCACCAGUUGCUGGAAAACAACCCACAAGCCCUUCACCUCCAAUCCGGCCUCUUCCUGGCCCCUUGCAUACGAUGCCCCCUCCAUUAGUUGUAGAACCACCCACUAGUCGUCCCCCACAGGAAAUGCCGCAAAUACAUAUUCCUCCCAUCGUUUCUCCUAUUGUAAUUGCAUGUGAAAAUAAUGAUGAUUGCACCGUGGAUAAUACGUGCUAUAACAAACUGUGCUUUGAUGUUUGUUCUUUAGGCAUCUGCGGAGAAAAUGCCAACUGUAAAGUCGCAAAACAUCGUCCAGUGUGUACUUGUCCACCAGGGACCACUGGAGAUCCCACGGGAAAAUGUAUAGCAUUGGUAACAGAGAGACCAACUAUGACACCACCAAUAGUAGGAACACUGGAACCUAAAGACUUUGGACAUAUACAUCCUGUUUCAGCAACAACAAGUCCAGGUUUGCCCCCAAUGGCAGAACACCCAACACCCAGACCCAGACCACCUUCUGUGACACAGCCGCCACAACCACCCACCCCUGGUCCUGUACCUGUGGGCUGUGAGAGCACUGACGAGUGUCCGUUUGAUAAUUCUUGUGUAAAUAAACUUUGUCUUGAUAUUUGUCAUCCAGGAUUUUGUGGUGAAAAUGCCGACUGUCAGACAGUUGGACAUCGACCUACUUGUAAAUGUCCACCAGGAACAAGUGGCAACCCUAAUAUCAAGUGCUCAGCUCUUGCUGUAGAGACACCUCCUGCACCAAUUCCUCCGGUUGCUGGGGAUAAGCCUCCUUCAGAAGAAACUAUCAUCCAUCCCAUUCCCGGUCCUACAAGUCCAGGACCUCCUCCACUGGUGGAGCAACCAACACGUCCUCCUCCAGACCCACCAAUAGAGCGACCUCCUCCACCCGUGAUUGUUCCUCAAGUACCUAUCGCUUGUGAGAACAACGAUGAAUGUGAUGUGGACAAUUCAUGUUUGAACAAGCUUUGUUAUGAUGCAUGCAGUCUUGGGGUUUGUGGUGAUGAAGCUGAUUGUAAGACUAUCAGUCACAGGCCAGUGUGUCUGUGCCCACCAGGGACAACAGGAGAUCCUCAAGUACGGUGCAUAGCCAUAGCAACAGAAAGACCUCUCGUUGUUACAGUACCUCCCAUAGCUGAACAUCCACCUGAUAGUCACACACCUAUCCGGCCAGUUCCUGGACCUACUUCAACACCGCCAUCACCAGUAGCUCAACUUCCAGUUCCUCGACCUACAGAAGCUCCAAUUGCACUACCUCCUGCAGUACCAACACCACCACCAAACCCCAUAGGUUGUGAGAGCACUGGUGAGUGUCCCUUCGACAACAGCUGCAUCAACAGACUGUGCCUGGACGUGUGUCAUCCUGGUUUUUGUGGUGAAGCUGCUGACUGUAAGACCUUAGGACACCGACCCACUUGUGUAUGUCCACCAGGCACGACAGGUAACCCAACAGAGAGGUGCACGGCUUUAGCUACCGAGAGACCUAUUACCCACAGGCCUGUAGCGGGUAUCUCAAGUUUACCACCGGGUGAUCCAGUUGUUCCUGCAUCAGGAACUACCACUCCUACCCCACCACCUCUGGUGGAAUUGCCAACAACGGCCCCUCCAGUGCCCACCAGUCCAAGACCACCACCUCUUCCAGUUGUUCCUCCUAUUGUUAUUGCUUGUGAGAACAAUGACGACUGCGCCUCGGACAAUUCCUGUCUCAACAACCUAUGUUACGAUGUAUGCGGUCUUGGUGUGUGUGGAGAUAACGCAGAAUGCAAGAUCACCAGUCAUCGUCCAGUUUGUACCUGUCCUCCAGGAACCACAGGAGAUCCUUUACAUUCAUGUGUAUCCAUCGUCACAGAAAGACCAGUUGGACCGACGCCUCCUAUGGCAGAAUUUUCGCCAGCUCAACCAGGAGAUCCAGUUCAUCCAAUUAGUGCACCAACUAGUCCAGGUCAGCCCCCAGUGGCAGAACACCCAACACCCAGACCCAGACCACCUCCUGUAACAGAGUCGCCGCCACCACCCACCCCUGGUCCUCUACCUGUGGGCUGUGAGAGCACUGACGAGUGUCCGUUUGAUAACUCCUGUGUAAAUAAACUUUGUCUUGAUAUUUGUUAUCCAGGAUUUUGUGGUGAAAAUGCCGACUGUCAGACAAUUGGACAUCGACCUACUUGUAAAUGUCCACCAGGAACAAGUGGCAACCCUAAUAUCAAGUGCUCAGCUCUUGCUGUAGAGACACCUCCUGCACCCAUUCCUCCGGUUGCUGGGGAUAAGCCUCCUUCAGAAGAGACUGUCAUCCAGCCCAUUCCUGGUCCUACAAGUCCAGGACCUCCUCCUCUGGUGGAGCAACCAACACGUCCUCCUCCAGACCCACCAAUAGAGCGACCUCCUCCACCCGUGAUUGUUCCUCUAGUACCUAUCGCUUGUGAGAACAACGAUGAAUGUGAUGUGGACAAUUCAUGUUUGAACAAGCUGUGUUAUGAUGCAUGCAGUCUUGGGGUUUGUGGUGAUGAAGCUGAUUGUAAGACUAUCAGUCACAGGCCAGUGUGUCUGUGCCCACCAGGGACAACAGGAGAUCCUCAAGUAGGGUGCAUAGCUAUAGCAACAGAAAGACCUCUCGUUGUUACAGUACCUCCCAUAGCUGAACAUCCACCUGAUAGUCACACACCUAUCCGGCCAGUUCCUGGACCUACUUCAACACCGCCAUCACCAGUAGCUCAACUUCCAGUUCCUCGACCUACAGAAGCUCCAAUUGCACUGCCUCCUGCAGUACCAACACCACCACCAAACCCCAUAGGUUGUGAGAGCACUGGUGAGUGUCCCUUCGACAACAGCUGCAUCAACAGACUGUGCCUGGACGUGUGUCAUCCUGGUUUUUGUGGUGAGGCUGCUGACUGUAAGACCUUAGGACACCGACCCACUUGUGUAUGUCCACCAGGCACGACAGGUAACCCAACAGAGAGGUGCACGGCUUUAGCUACCGAGAGACCUAUUACCCACAGGCCUGUAGCGGGUAUCUCAAGUUUACCACCGGGUGAUCCAGUUGUUCCUGCAUCAGGAACUACCACUCCUACCCCACCACCUCUGGUAGAAUUGCCAACAACGGCACCUCCAGUGCCCACCAGUCCAAGACCACCACCUCUUCCAGUUGUUCCUCCUAUUGUUAUUGCUUGUGAGAACAAUGACGACUGCGCCUCGGACAAUUCCUGCCUCAACAACCUAUGUUACGAUGUAUGCGGUCUUGGUGUGUGUGGAGAUAACGCAGAAUGCAAGAUCACCAGUCAUCGUCCAGUUUGUACCUGUCCUCCAGGAACCACAGGAGAUCCUUUACAUUCAUGUGUAUCCAUCGUCACUGAAAGACCAGUUGGACCGACGCCUCCCAUGGCAGAAUUUCCGCCAGCUCAACCAGGUGAUCCAGUGCAUCCAAUUAGUGCACCAACUAGUCCAGGUCAGCCCCCAGUGGCAGAACACCCAACACCCAGACCAAAACCACCUUCUGUGACACAGCCACCACGACCACCCACCCCUGGUCCUGUACCUGUGGGCUGUGAGAGCACUGACGAGUGUCCGUUUGAUAAUUCUUGCGUAAAUAAAUUUUGUCUUGAUAUUUGUCAUCCAGGAUUUUGUGGUGAUAAUGCCGACUGUCAGACAGUUGGACAUCGACCUACUUGUAAAUGUCCACCAGGAACAAGUGGCAACCCUAAUAUCAAGUGCUCAGCUCUUGCUGUAGAGACACCUCCUGCACCAAUUCCUCCGGUUGCUGGGGAUAAGCCUCCUUCAGAAGAGACUGUCAUCCAUCCCAUCGCUGGUCCUACAAGUCCAGGACCUCCUCCUCUGGUGGAGCAACCAACACGUCCUCCUCCAGACCCACCAAUAGAGCGACCAACUCCACCCGUGAUUGUUCCUCUAGUACCUAUCGCUUGUGAGAACAACGAUGAAUGUGAUGUGGACAAUUCAUGUUUGAACAAGCUGUGUUAUGAUGCAUGCAGUCUUGGGGUUUGUGGUGAUGAAGCUGAUUGUAAGACUAUCAGUCACAGGCCAGUGUGUCUGUGCCCACCAGGGACAACAGGAGAUCCUCAAGUAGGGUGCAUAGCUAUAGCAACAGAAAGACCUCUCGUUGUUACAGUACCUCCCAUAGCUGAACAUCCACCUGAUAGUCACACACCUAUCCGGCCAGUUCCUGGACCUACUUCAACACCGCCAUCACCAGUGGCUCAACUUCCAGUUCCUCGACCUACAGAAGCUCCAAUUGCACUGCCUCCUGCAGUACCAACACCACCACCAAACCCCAUAGGUUGUGAGAGCACUGAUGAGUGUCCCUUCGACAACAGCUGCAUCAACAGACUGUGCCUGGACGUGUGUCAUCCUGGUUUUUGUGGUGAAGCUGCUGACUGUAAGACCUUAGGACACCGACCCACUUGUGUAUGUCCACCAAGCACGACAGGUAACCCAACAGAGAGGUGCACGGCUUUAGCUACCGAGAGACCUAUUACCCACAGGCCUGUAGCGGGUAUCUCAAGUUUACCACCGGGUGAUCCAGUUGUUCCUGCAUCAGGAACUACCACUCCUACCCCACCACCUCUGGUAGAAUUGCCAACAACGGCCCCUCCAGUGCCCACCAGUCCAAGACCACCACCUCUUCCAGUUGUUCCUCCUAUUGUUAUUGCUUGUGAGAACAAUGACGACUGCGCCUCGGACAAUUCCUGCCUCAACAACCUAUGUUACGAUGUAUGCGGUCUUGGUGUGUGUGGAGAUAACGCAGAAUGCAAGAUCACCAGUCAUCGUCCAGUUUGUACCUGUCCUCCAGGAACCACAGGAGAUCCUUUACAUUCAUGUGUAUCCAUCGUCACUGAAAGACCAGUUGGACCGACGCCUCCCACGGCAGAAUUUCCGCCAGCUCAACCAGGUGAUCCAGUGCAUCCAAUUAGUGCACCAACUAGUCCAGGUCAGCCCCCAGUGGCAGAACACCCAACACCCAGACCAAAACCACCUUCUGUGACACAGCCACCACGACCACCCACCCCUGGUCCUGUACCUGUGGGCUGUGAGAGCACUGACGAGUGUCCGUUUGAUAAUUCUUGCGUAAAUAAAUUUUGUCUUGAUAUUUGUUAUCCAGGAUUUUGUGGUGAUAAUGCCGACUGUCAGACAGUUGGACAUCGACCUACUUGUAAAUGUCCACCAGGAACAAGUGGCAACCCUAAUAUCAAGUGCUCAGCUCUUGCUGUAGAGACACCUCCUGCACCAAUUCCUCCGGUUGCUGGGGAUAAGCCUCCUUCAGAAGAGACUGUCAUCCAUCCCAUCGCUGGUCCUACAAGUCCAGGACCUCCUCCUCUGGUGGAGCAACCAACACGUCCUCCUCCAGACCCACCAAUAGAGCGACCUCCUCCACCCGUGAUUGUUCCUCUAGUACCUAUCGCUUGUGAGAACAACGAUGAAUGUGAUGUGGACAAUUCAUGUUUGAACAAUCUGUGUUAUGAUGCAUGCAGUCUUGGGGUUUGUGAUGAUGAAGCUGAUUGUAAGACUAUCAGUCACAGGCCAGUGUGUCUGUGCCCACCAGGGACAACAGGAGAUCCUCAAGUACGGUGCAUAGCCAUAGCAACAGAAAGACCUCUCGUUGUUACAGUACCUCCCAUAGCUGAACAUCCACCUGAUAGUCACACACCUAUCCGGCCAGUUCCUGGACCUACUUCAACACCGCCAUCACCAGUAGCUCAACUUCCAGUUCCUCGACCUACAGAAGCUCCAAUUGCACUGCCUCCUGCAGUACCAACACCACCACCAAACCCCAUAGGUUGUGAGAGCACUGGUGAGUGUCCCUUCGACAACAGCUGCAUCAACAGACUGUGCCUGGACGUGUGUCAUCCUGGUUUUUGUGGUGAAGCUGCUGACUGUAAGACCUUAGGACACCGACCCACUUGUGUAUGUCCACCAGGCACGACAGGUAACCCAACAGAGAGGUGCACGGCUUUAGCUACCGAGAGACCUAUUACCCACAGGCCUGUAGCGGGUAUCUCAAGUUUACCACCGGGUGAUCCAGUUGUUCCUGCAUCAGGAACUACCACUCCUACCCCACCACCUCUGGUAGAAUUGCCAACAACGGCACCUCCAGUGCCCACCAGUCCAAGACCACCACCUCUUCCAGUUGUUCCUCCUAUUGUUAUUGCUUGUGAGAACAAUGACGACUGCGCCUCGGACAAUUCCUGCCUCAACAACCUAUGUUACGAUGUAUGCGGUCUUGGUGUGUGUGGAGAUAACGCAGAAUGCAAGAUCACCAGUCAUCGUCCAGUUUGUACCUGUCCUCCAGGAACCACAGGAGAUCCUUUACAUUCAUGUGUAUCCAUCGUCACUGAAAGACCAGUUGGACCGACGCCUCCCACGGCAGAAUUUCCGCCAGCUCAACCAGGUGAUCCAGUGCAUCCAAUUAGUGCACCAACUAGUCCAGGUCAGCCCCCAGUGGCAGAACACCCAACACCCAGACCAAAACCACCUUCUGUGACACAGCCACCACGACCACCCACCCCUGGUCCUGUACCUGUGGGCUGUGAGAGCACUGACGAGUGUCCGUUUGAUAAUUCUUGCGUAAAUAAAUUUUGUCUUGAUAUUUGUUAUCCAGGAUUUUGUGGUGAUAAUGCCGACUGUCAGACAGUUGGACAUCGACCUACUUGUAAAUGUCCACCAGGAACAAGUGGCAACCCUAAUAUCAAGUGCUCAGCUCUUGCUGUAGAGACACCUCCUGCACCAAUUCCUCCGGUUGCUGGGGAUAAGCCUCCUUCAGAAGAGACUGUCAUCCAUCCCAUCGCUGGUCCUACAAGUCCAGGACCUCCUCCUCUGGUGGAGCAACCAACACGUCCUCCUCCAGACCCACCAAUAGAGCGACCUCCUCCACCCGUGAUUGUUCCUCUAGUACCUAUCGCUUGUGAGAACAACGAUGAAUGUGAUGUGGACAAUUCAUGUUUGAACAAUCUGUGUUAUGAUGCAUGCAGUCUUGGGGUUUGUGAUGAUGAAGCUGAUUGUAAGACUAUCAGUCACAGGCCAGUGUGUCUGUGCCCACCAGGGACAACAGGAGAUCCUCAAGUACGGUGCAUAGCCAUAGCAACAGAAAGACCUCUCGUUGUUACAGUACCUCCCAUAGCUGAACAUCCACCUGAUAGUCACACACCUAUCCGGCCAGUUCCUGGACCUACUUCAACACCGCCAUCACCAGUGGCUCAACUUCCAGUUCCUCGACCUACAGAAGCUCCAAUUGCACUGCCUCCUGCAGUACCAACACCACCACCAAACCCCAUAGGUUGUGAGAGCACUGGUGAGUGUCCCUUCGACAACAGCUGCAUCAACAGACUGUGCCUGGACGUGUGUCAUCCUGGUUUUUGUGGUGAAGCUGCUGACUGUAAGACCUUAGGACACCGACCCACUUGUGUAUGUCCACCAGGCACGACAGGUAACCCAACAGAGAGGUGCACGGCUUUAGCUACCGAGAGACCUAUUACCCACAGGCCUGUAGCGGGUAUCUCAAGUUUACCACCGGGUGAUCCAGUUGUUCCUGCAUCAGGAACUACCACUCCUACCCCACCACCUCUGGUAGAAUUGCCAACAACGGCACCUCCAAUGCCCACCAGUCCAAGACCACCACCUCUUCCAGUUGUUCCUCCUAUUGUUAUUGCUUGUGAGAACAAUGACGACUGCGCCUCGGACAAUUCCUGCCUCAACAACCUAUGUUACGAUGUAUGCGGUCUUGGUGUGUGUGGAGAUAACGCAGAAUGCAAGAUCACCAGUCAUCGUCCAGUUUGUACCUGUCCUCCAGGAACCACAGGAGAUCCUUUACAUUCAUGUGUAUCCAUCGUCACUGAAAGACCAGUAGGACCGACGCCUCCCACGGCAGAAUUUCCGCCAGCUCAACCAGGUGAUCCAGUGCACCCAAUUAGUGCACCAACUAGUCCAGGUCAGCCCCCAGUGGCAGAACACCCAACACCCAGACCAAAACCACCUUCUGUGACACAGCCACCGCGACCACCCACCCCUGGUCCUGUACCUGUGGGCUGUGAAAGCACUGACGAGUGUCCGUUUGAUAAUUCUUGCGUAAAUAAAUUUUGUCUUGAUAUUUGUCAUCCAGGAUUUUGUGGUGAUAAUGCCGACUGUCAGACAGUUGGACAUCGACCGACUUGUAAAUGUCCACCAGGAACAAGUGGCAACCCUAAUAUCAAGUGCUCAGCUCUUGCUGUAGAGACACCUCCUGCACCAAUUCCUCCGGUUGCUGGGGAUAAGCCUCCUUCAGAAGAGACUAUCAUCCAUCCCAUCGCUGGUCCUACAAGUCCAGGACCUCCUCCUCUGGUGGAGCAACCAACACGUCCUCCUCCAGACCCACCAAUAGAGCGACCUCCUCCACCCGUGAUUGUUCCUCUAGUACCUAUCGCUUGUGAGAACAACGAUGAAUGUGAUGUGGACAAUUCAUGUUUGAACAAUCUGUGUUAUGAUGCAUGCAGUCUUGGGGUUUGUGAUGAUGAAGCUGAUUGUAAGACUAUCAGUCACAGGCCAGUGUGUCUGUGCCCACCAGGGACAACAGGAGAUCCUCAAGUACGGUGCAUAGCCAUAGCAACAGAAAGACCUCUCGUUGUUACAAUGCCUCCCAUAGCUGAACAUCCACCCGAUAGUCACACAGCUAUCCGGCCAGUUCCUGGACCUACUUCAACACCGCCAUCACCAGUAGCUCAACUUCCAGUUCCUCGACCUACAGAAGCUCCAAUUGCACUGCCUCCUGCAGUACCAACACCACCACCAAACCCCAUAGGUUGUGAAAGCACUGGUGAGUGUCCCUUCGACAACAGCUGCAUCAACAGACUGUGCCUGGACGUGUGUCAUCCUGGUUUUUGUGGUGAAGCUGCUGACUGUAAGACCUUAGGACACCGACCCACUUGUGUAUGUCCACCAGGCACGACAGGUAACCCAACAGAGAGGUGCACGGCUUUAGCUACCGAGAGACCUAUUACCCACAGGCCUGUAGCGGGUAUCUCAAGUUUACCACCAGGUGAUCCAGUUGUUCCUGCAUCAGGAACUGCCACUCCUACCCCACCACCUCUAGUGGAAUUGCCAACAACGGCACCUCCAGUGCCCACCAGUCCAAGACCACCACCUCUUCCAGUUGUUCCUCCUAUUGUUAUUGCUUGUGAGAACAAUGACGACUGCGCCUCGGACAAUUCCUGCCUCAACAACCUAUGUUACGAUGUAUGCGGUCUUGGUGUGUGUGGAGAUAACGCAGAAUGCAAGAUCACCAGUCAUCGUCCAGUUUGUACCUGUCCUCCAGGAACCACAGGAGAUCCUUUACAUUCAUGUGUAUCCAUCGUCACUGAAAGACCAGUUGGACCGACGCCUCCCAUGGCAGAAUUUCCGCCAGCUCAACCAGGUGAUCCAGUGCAUCCAAUUAGUGCACCAACUAGUCCAGGUCAGCCCCCAGUGGCAGAACACCCAACACCCAGACCAAGACCACCUCCUGUAACAGAGCCGCCACCACCACCCACCCCUGGUCCUGUACCUGUGGGCUGUGAGAGCACUGACGAGUGUCCGUUUGAUAACUCCUGUGUAAAUAAAUUUUGUCUUGAUAUUUGUCAUCCAGGAUUUUGUGGUGAAAAUGCCGACUGUGUUACAAGCGAACAUCGUCCAUUUUGUAAAUGUCCUCCUGGUACAACUGGCAACCCGACUGUAAAGUGCUCAGCUCUUGCUGUAGAGACACCUCCUGCACCCAUUCCUCCGGUUGCUGGGGAUAAGCCUCCUUCAGAAGAGACUGUCAUCCAUCCCAUCGCUGGUCCUACAAGUCCAGGACCUCCUCCUCUGGUGGAGCAACCAACACGUCCUCCUCCAGACCCACCAAUAGAGCGACCUCCUCCACCCGUGAUUGUUCCUCUAGUACCUAUCGCUUGUGAGAACAACGAUGAAUGUGAUGUGGACAAUUCAUGUAUUAACUUGUUGUGUUAUGAUGUAUGCAGCCUUAAAUCCUGUGGUGAUGAUGCUCAAUGUGUUUCAGUCAAGCAUAGACCUGUAUGUCUUUGUCCGCCGGGUACAACUGGAGACCCGCAGGUUGGUUGCAAAGCUACGUCCACAGAGAGGAUAACUACUCUGCCCCCUGUGACACACCGACCCCCACAACAACCACAUAUUCCUAUUCGUCCCAUAACCGGUCCUUCUUCAGAAAGACCCCCUCCAUUAGCGGAACAAGUCAGCGUUGAACCUCUAGAACCUCUCACCACCCCUAGACCCCCAGUACCCACUCCUUCGUCUAUUAUAGUCGGGUGUGAAAGUAAUGAUCACUGUCCUUUUGAUAACACGUGUGUAAAUCGUUACUGCCUGGAUGUGUGUUAUCCAGGUUUAUGUGGAGAAAACGCCAAUUGUCAGACUUUCGGCCACAGACCUUCUUGUACAUGUCCUCCAGGAACCACGGGCAACCCUACAAGACAUUGCUCUGCUCAUAUGACUGACAGACCUGCCACGGUUCCUCCUCUGACAGAGAUACCAAAAUCACCAGAUGUUCUUACUAUCAUUCCCAUUGUUGGUCCCACCAUUACACCACUUCCUCCUCUGGCAGAGAUGCCCACCAGCAGACCCACUGAGGCUAUGCAGCCACCACCUCUGCCCCUUCCGAUUAUUCCUGAUAUUGCAAUUGCGUGUCAGAAUAAUGAUGAAUGCACAGUGGACAACUCUUGUAUCAACAAUCUCUGUUAUGACGUGUGUAGCCUCGGUGUUUGUGGAGAAAAUGCCAAGUGUAAAGUCGAUAAUCAUCGUCCAGUCUGUAGCUGUCCACCAGGUACAUCGGGCACUCCUCCUCAGCAGUGUGUGUCCCUGCUUACAGAAAGACCAGUGACCCCACACCCUCCCAUUGCCGAAUUUCCUCCAGCCUAUCCCGGUGACCCAAUUCGCCCUGUUACCGAGUCAACUAGUCCAGGUCAGCCCCCAGUGGCAGAACACCCAACACCCAGACCCAGACCACCUCCUGUAACAGAGCCGCUGCCACCACCCACCCCUGGUCCUGUACCUGUGGGCUGUGAGAGCACUGACGAGUGUCCGUUUGAUAAUUCUUGUGUAAAUAAACUUUGUCUUGAUAUUUGUCAUCCAGGAUUAUGCGGUGAAAAUGCCGACUGUCAGACAGUUGGACAUCGACCUACUUGUAAAUGUCCACCAGGAACAACUGGCAACCCUAAUAUCAAGUGCUCAGCUCUUGCUGUAGACACACCUCCUGCACCCAUUCCUCCGGUUGCUGGGGAUAAGCCUCCCUCAGAAGAGACUGUCAUCCAUCCCAUCGCUGGUCCUACAAGUCCAGGACCUCCUCCUCUGGUGGAGCAACCAACACGUCCUCCUCCAGACCCCCCGGUGUCUAGCCCUCCACCUUCUCCUCUAAUUCCUUUCAUUUCUAUAGCAUGUGAAAAUAAUGAUGAUUGUGAUUUUGAUAACACUUGCCUUAAUAUGCUCUGCUAUGAUGCAUGCAAUAUUGGGAUAUGUGGUGAAAAUGCUGAUUGCAGAACUGUUAGUCAUAGACCUGUGUGUCUUUGUCCUCCUGGUACAACUGGAAAUCCUCAGAUCAAAUGCACAGCUUUACUUUUUGCAAGUUCAACAACAGUGUCUCCCAUUACCGAGGUGCCGCUCACACCUCUUGAAUCAAUUCGUCCAAUUUCAGAUACAACUUCACGACCCCCACCAAUAGCAGAAACGUCCCAACCUAGACCUCCACUGCCCGCUCCAUCUCGUCCACCAACACCAGUUUCCAUCCCACCAAUCAUAGUCGGGUGCGAGAAGAACGAUCAGUGCAACUUCGACACCACCUGCAUCAAUCGUCUCUGCAUGGACAUUUGUAGUCCUAAACUAUGUGGUGUGAAUGCUGAAUGUCAAACUAUAGGCCACCGACCACUGUGUGUAUGUCCGCCGGGAACUACAGGUAAUCCCACCGAACGUUGCCAUUCGUUAGCAACUGAUAGACCUGUUACUAGUUCACCAAUAGCAGGACAACCACAUACACCACAGUAUCAACCACCUGAACCCGUGCCAGGACCUACCAUAACUACACCUCCUCCACUGGUUGAAAUGCCUACAACGAGACCUCCGUCACUUAUAACAACAACGAUACCACCUCCUAUUAUUCCCUCCAUUGCCAUCGCUUGUGGGAACAAUGACGACUGCACCACAGACAAUUCCUGUGUUAACAACCUAUGUUAUGAUGUAUGCGCUCUUGGUAUAUGUGGAGAUGAUGCAGACUGCCGAAUCGCGAAUCAUCGUCCAGUUUGUACCUGUCCUCCAGGAACCACAGGAGAUCCUUUACAUUCAUGUGUAUCCAUCGUCACAGAAAGACCAGUUGGACCGACGCCUCCCAUGGCAGAAUUUCCGCCAGUACAACCAAAAGAACCAAUACAUCCAAUUAGUGCACCAACUAGUCCAGGUCAGCCCCCAGUGGCAGAACACCCAACACCCAGACCCAGACCACCUCCUGUAACAGAGCCGCCACCACCACCCACCCCUGGUCCUGUACCUGUGGGCUGUGAGAGCACUGACGAGUGUCCGUUUGAUAAUUCUUGUGUAAAUAAACUUUGUCUUGAUAUUUGUUAUCCAGGAUUUUGUGGUGAAAAUGCCGACUGUCAGACAGUUGGACAUCGAGCUACUUGUAAAUGUCCACCAGGAACAACUGGCAACCCUAAUAUCAAGUGCUCAGCUCUUGCUGUAGAGACACCUCCUGCACCCAUUCCUCCGGUUGCUGGAGAUAAGCCUCCCUCAGAAGAGACUGUCAUCCAUCCCAUCGCUGGUCCUACAAGUCCAGGACCUCCUCCUCUGGUGGAGCAACCAACACGUCCUCCUCCAGACCCACCAAUAGAGCGACCUCCUCCACCCGUGAUUGUUCCUCUAGUACCUAUCGCUUGUGAGAACAACGAUGAAUGUGAUGUGGACAAUUCAUGUUUGAACAAGCUGUGUUAUGAUGCAUGCAGUCUUGGGGUUUGUGGUGAUGAAGCUGAUUGUACGACUAUCAGUCACAGGCCAGUGUGUCUGUGCCCACCAGGGACAACAGGAGAUCCUCAAGUAGGGUGCAUAGCUAUAGCAACAGAAAGACCUCUCGUUGUUACAGUACCUCCCAUAGCUGAACAUCCACCCGAUAGUCACACACCUAUCCGGCCAGUUCCUGGACCUACUUCAACACCGCCAUCACCAGUAGCUCAACUUCCAGUUCCUCGACCUACAGAAGCUCCAAUUGCACUGCCUCCUGCAGUACCAACACCACCACCAAACCCCAUAGGUUGUGAGAGCACUGGUGAGUGUCCCUUCGACAACAGCUGCAUCAACAGACUGUGCCUGGACGUGUGUCAUCCUGGUUUUUGUGGUGAGGCUGCUGACUGUAAGACCUUAGGACACCGACCCACUUGUGUAUGUCCACCAGGCACGACAGGUAACCCAACAGAGAGGUGCACGGCUUUAGCUACCGAGAGACCUAUUACCCACAGGCCUGUAGCGGGUAUCUCAAGUUUACCACCGGGUGAUCCAGUUGUUCCUGCAUCAGGAACUACCACUCCUACCCCACCACCUCUGGUAGAAUUGCCAACAACGGCCCCUCCAGUGCCCACCAGUCCAAGACCACCACCUCUUCCAGUUGUUCCUCCUAUUGUUAUUGCUUGUGAGAACAAUGACGACUGCGCCUCGGACAAUUCCUGCCUCAACAACCUAUGUUACGAUGUAUGCGGUCUUGGUGUGUGUGGAGAUAACGCAGAAUGCAAGAUCACCAGUCAUCGUCCAGUUUGUACCUGUCCUCCAGGAACCACAGGAGAUCCUUUACAUUCAUGUGUAUCCAUCGUCACUGAAAGACCAGUUGGACCGACGCCUCCCAUGGCAGAAUUUCCACCAGCUCAACCAGGUGAUCCAGUUCAUCCAAUUAGUGCACCAACUAGUCCAGGUCAGCCCCCAGUGGCAGAACACCCAACACCCAGACCCAGACCACCUCCUGUAACAGAGCCGCCACCACCACCCACCCCUGGUCCUCUACCUGUGGGCUGUGAGAGCAAUCACGAGUGUCCAUCUGAUAACUCCUGUGUAAAUAAACUUUGUCUUGAUAUUUGUCAUCCAGGAUUUUGUGGUGAUAAUGCCGACUGUCAGACAGUUGGACAUCGACCGACUUGUAAAUGUCCACCAGGAACAAGUGGCAACCCUAAUAUCAAGUGCUCAGCUCUUGCUGUAGAGACACCUCCUGCACCAAUUCCUCCGGUUGCUGGGGAUAAGCCUCCUUCAGAAGAGACUGUCAUCCAUCCCAUCGCUGGUCCUACAAGUCCAGGACCUCCUCCUCUAGUGGAGCAACCAACACGUCCUCCUCCAGACCCACCAAUAGAGCGACCUCCUCCACCCGAGAUUGUACCUCUAGUCCCUAUCGCUUGUGAGAACAACGAUGAAUGUGAUAUGGACAAUUCAUGUUUGAACAAGCUGUGUUAUGAUGCAUGCAGUCUUGGGGUUUGUGGUGAUGAAGCUGAUUGUACAACUAUCAGUCACAGGCCAGUGUGUCUGUGCCCACCAGGGACAACAGGAGAUCCUCAAGUAGGGUGCUUAGCCAAAGCAACAGAAAGACCUCUCGUUGUUACAGUACCUCCCAUAGCUGAACAUCCACCUGAUAGUCACAUACCUAUCCGGCCAGUUCCUGGACCUACUUCAACACCGCCAUCACCAGUAGCUCAACUUCCAGUUCCUCGACCUACAGAAGCUCCAAUUGCACUGCCUCCUGCAGUACCAACACCACCACCAAACCCCAUAGGUUGUGAGAGCACUGGUGAGUGUCCCUUCGACAACAGCUGCAUCAACAGACUGUGCCUGGACGUGUGUCAUCCUGGUAUUUGUGGUGAGGCUGCUGACUGUAAGACCUUAGGACACCGACCCACUUGCGUAUGUCCACCAGGCACGACAGGUAACCCAACAGAGAGGUGCACGGCUUUAGCUACCGAGAGACCUAUUACCCACAGGCCUGUAGCGGGUAUCUCAAGUUUACCACCGGGUGAUCCAGUUGUUCCUGCAUCAGGAACUACCACUCCUACCCCACCACCUCUGGUAGAAUUGCCAACAACGGCACCUCCAGUGCCCACCAGUCCAAGACCACCACCUCUUGCUGUUGUUCCUCCUAUUGUUAUUGCUUGUGAGAACAAUGACGACUGCACCUCGGACAAUUCCUGUCUCAACAACCUAUGUUAUGAUGUAUGCGGUCUUGGUAUAUGUGGAGAUGAUGCAGACUGCCGAAUCGCGAAUCAUCGUCCAGUUUGUACCUGUCCUCCAGGAACCACAGGAGAUCCUUUACAUUCAUGUGUAUCCAUCGUCACAGAAAGACCAGUUGGACCGACGCCUCCCAUGGCAGAAUUUCCCCCAGCUCAACCAGGUGAUCCAGUGCAUCCAAUUAGUGCACCAACUAGUCCAGGUCAGCCCCCAGUGGCAGAAGACCCAACACCCAGACCAAGACCACCUCCUGUAACAGAGCCGCCGCCACCACCCACCCCUGGUCCUGUACCUGUGGGCUGUGAGAGCACUGACGAGUGUCCGUUUGAUAAUUCUUGUGUAAAUAAACUUUGUCUUGAUAUUUGUUAUCCAGGAUUUUGUGGUGAAAAUGCCGACUGUCAGACAAUUGGACAUCGAGCUACCUGUAAAUGUCCACCAGGAACAACUGGCAACCCUAAUAUCAAGUGCUCAGCUCUUGCUGUAGAGACACCUCCCGCACCCAUUCCUCCGGUUGCUGGGGAUAAGCCUCCUUCAGAAGAGACUGUCAUCCAUCCCAUCGCUGGUCCUACAAGUCCAGGACCUCCUCCUCUGGUGGAGCAACCAACACGUCCUCCUCCAGACCCACCAAUAGAGCGACCUCCUCCACCCGUGAUUGUUCCUCAAGUACCUAUCGCUUGUGAGAACAACGAUGAAUGUGAUGUGGACAAUUCAUGUUUGAACAAGCUGUGUUAUGAUGCAUGCAGUCUUGGGGUUUGUGGUGAUGAAGCUGAUUGUACGACUAUCAGUCACAGGCCAGUGUGUCUGUGCCCACCAGGGACAACAGGAGAUCCUCAAGUAGGGUGCAUAGCUAUAGCAACAGAAAGACCUCUCGUUGUUACAGUACCUCCCAUAGCUGAACAUCCACCCGAUAGUCACACACCUAUCCGGCCAGUUCCUCCUACUUCAACACCGCCAUCACCAGUAGCUCAACUUCCAGCUCCUCGACCUACAGAAGCUCCAAUUGCACUGCCUCCUGCAGUACCAACACCACCACCAAACCCCAUAGGUUGUGAGAGCACUGGUGAGUGUCCCUUCGACAACAGCUGCAUCAACAGACUGUGCCUGGACGUGUGUCAUCCUGGUAUUUGUGGUGAGGCUGCUGACUGUAAGACCUUAGGACACCGACCCACUUGUGUAUGUCCACCAGGCACGACAGGUAACCCAACAGAGAGGUGCACGGCUUUAGCUACCGAGAGACCUAUUACCCACAGGCCUGUAGCGGGUAUCUCAAGUUUACCACCGGGUGAUCCAGUUGUUCCUGCAUCAGGAGCUACCACUCCUACCCCACCACCUCUGGUAGAAUUGCCAACAACGGCACCCCCAGUGCCCACCAGUCCAAGACCACCACCUCUUGCUGUUGUUCCUCCUAUUGUUAUUGCUUGUGAGAACAAUGACGACUGCACCUCGGACAAUUCCUGUCUCAACAACCUAUGUUAUGAUGUAUGCGGUCUUGGUAUAUGUGGAGAUGAUGCUGACUGCCGAAUCGCGAAUCAUCGUCCAGUUUGUACCUGUCCUCCAGGAACCACAGGAGAUCCUUUACAUUCAUGUGUAUCCAUCGUCACAGAAAGACCAGUUGGACCGACGCCUCCCAUGGCAGAAUUUCCACCAGCUCAACCAGUUGAUCCAGUGCAUCCAAUUAGUGCACCAACUAGUCCAGGUCAGCCCCCAGUGGCAGAACACCCAACACCCAGACCAAGACCACCUCCUGUAACAGAGCCGCCACCACCACCCACCCCUGGUCCUGUACCUGUGGGCUGUGAGAGCACUGACGAGUGUCCGUUUGAUAACUCCUGUGUAAAUAAACUUUGUCUUGAUAUUUGUUAUCCAGGAUUUUGUGGUGAAAAUGCCGACUGUCAGACAAUUGGACAUCGACCUACUUGUAAAUGUCCACCAGGAACAAGUGGCAACCCUAAUAUCAAGUGCUCAGCUCUUGCUGUAGAGACACCUCCUGCACCCAUUCCUCCGGUUGCUGGGGAUAAGCCUCCUUCAGAAGAGACUGUCAUCCAGCCCAUUCCUGGUCCUACAAGUCCAGGACCUCCUCCUCUGGUGGAGCAACCAACACGUCCUCCUCCAGACCCACCAAUAGAGCGACCUCCUCCACCCGUGAUUGUUCCUCUAGUACCUAUCGCUUGUGAGAACAACGAUGAAUGUGAUGUGGACAAUUCAUGUUUGAACAAGCUGUGUUAUGAUGCAUGCAGUCUUGGGGUUUGUGGUGAUGAAGCUGAUUGUAAGACUAUCAGUCACAGGCCAGUGUGUCUGUGCCCACCAGGGACAACAGGAGAUCCUCAAGUAGGGUGCAUAGCUAUAGCAACAGAAAGACCUCUCGUUGUUACAGUACCUCCCAUAGCUGAACAUCCACCUGAUAGUCACACACCUAUCCGGCCAGUUCCUGGACCUACUUCAACACCGCCAUCACCAGUAGCUCAACUUCCAGUUCCUCGACCUACAGAAGCUCCAAUUGCACUGCCUCCUGCAGUACCAACACCACCACCAAACCCCAUAGGUUGUGAGAGCACUGGUGAGUGUCCCUUCGACAACAGCUGCAUCAACAGACUGUGCCUGGACGUGUGUCAUCCUGGUAUUUGUGGUGAGGCUGCUGACUGUAAGACCUUAGGACACCGACCCACUUGCGUAUGUCCACCAGGCACGACAGGUAACCCAACAGAGAGGUGCACGGCUUUAGCUACCGAGAGACCUAUUACCCACAGGCCUGUAGCGGGUAUCUCAAGUUUACCACCGGGUGAUCCAGUUGUUCCUGCAUCAGGAACUACCACUCCUACCCCACCACCUCUGGUAGAAUUGCCAACAACGGCACCUCCAGUGCCCACCAGUCCAAGACCACCACCUCUUGCUGUUGUUCCUCCUAUUGUUAUUGCUUGUGAGAACAAUGACGACUGCACCUCGGACAAUUCCUGUCUCAACAACCUAUGUUAUGAUGUAUGCGGUCUUGGUAUAUGUGGAGAUGAUGCAGACUGCCGAAUCGCGAAUCAUCGUCCAGUUUGUACCUGUCCUCCAGGAACCACAGGAGAUCCUUUACAUUCAUGUGUAUCCAUCGUCACAGAAAGACCAGUUGGACCGACGCCUCCCAUGGCAGAAUUUCCCCCAGCUCAACCAGGUGAUCCAGUGCAUCCAAUUAGUGCACCAACUAGUCCAGGUCAGCCCCCAGUGGCAGAAGACCCAACACCCAGACCAAGACCACCUCCUGUAACAGAGCCGCCGCCACCACCCACCCCUGGUCCUGUACCUGUGGGCUGUGAGAGCACUGACGAGUGUCCGUUUGAUAAUUCUUGUGUAAAUAAACUUUGUCUUGAUAUUUGUUAUCCAGGAUUUUGUGGUGAAAAUGCCGACUGUCAGACAAUUGGACAUCGAGCUACCUGUAAAUGUCCACCAGGAACAACUGGCAACCCUAAUAUCAAGUGCUCAGCUCUUGCUGUAGAGACACCUCCCGCACCCAUUCCUCCGGUUGCUGGGGAUAAGCCUCCUUCAGAAGAGACUGUCAUCCAUCCCAUCGCUGGUCCUACAAGUCCAGGACCUCCUCCUCUGGUGGAGCAACCAACACGUCCUCCUCCAGACCCACCAAUAGAGCGACCUCCUCCACCCGUGAUUGUUCCUCAAGUACCUAUCGCUUGUGAGAACAACGAUGAAUGUGAUGUGGACAAUUCAUGUUUGAACAAGCUGUGUUAUGAUGCAUGCAGUCUUGGGGUUUGUGGUGAUGAAGCUGAUUGUACGACUAUCAGUCACAGGCCAGUGUCUGUGCCACUCAGGUCACAGCCAGGAGAUCCUGCUAGAGAGGGGUGCACGGCUUUAGCUACCGAGAGACCUAUUACCCACAGGCCUGUAGCGGGUAUCUCAAGUUUACCACCGGGUGAUCCAGUUGUUCCUGCAUCAGGAGCUACCACUCCUACCCCACCACCUCUGGUAGAAUUGCCAACAACGGCACCCCCAGUGCCCACCAGUCCAAGACCACCACCUCUUGCUGUUGUUCCUCCUAUUGUUAUUGCUUGUGAGAACAAUGACGACUGCACCUCGGACAAUUCCUGUCUCAACAACCUAUGUUAUGAUGUAUGCGGUCUUGGUAUAUGUGGAGAUGAUGCUGACUGCCGAAUCGCGAAUCAUCGUCCAGUUUGUACCUGUCCUCCAGGAACCACAGGAGAUCCUUUACAUUCAUGUGUAUCCAUCGUCACAGAAAGACCAGUUGGACCGACGCCUCCCAUGGCAGAAUUUCCACCAGCUCAACCAGUUGAUCCAGUGCAUCCAAUUAGUGCACCAACUAGUCCAGGUCAGCCCCCAGUGGCAGAACACCCAACACCCAGACCAAGACCACCUCCUGUAACAGAGCCGCCACCACCACCCACCCCUGGUCCUGUACCUGUGGGCUGUGAGAGCACUGACGAGUGUCCGUUUGAUAAUUCUUGUGUAAAUAAACUUUGUCUUGAUAUUUGUUAUCCAGGAUUUUGUGGUGAAAAUGCCGACUGUCAGACAAUUGGACAUCGACCUACUUGUAAAUGUCCACCAGGAACAACUGGCAACCCUAAUAUCAAGUGCUCAGCUCUUGCUGUAGACACACCUCCUGCACCCAUUCCUCCGGUUGCUGGGGAUAUGCCUCCCUCAGAGGAGACUAUCAUCCAUCCCAUCGCUGGUCCUACAAGUCCAGGACCUCCUCCUCUGGUGGAGCAACCAACACGUCCUCCUCCAGACCCACCAAUAGAGCGACCUCCUCCACCCGUGAUUGUUCCUCUAGUACCUAUCGCCUGUGAGAACAACGAUGAAUGUGAUGUGGACAAUUCAUGUUUGAACAAGCUGUGUUAUGAUGCAUGCAGUCUUGGGGUUUGUGGUGAUGAAGCUGAUUGUACGACUAUCAGUCACAGGCCAGUGUGUCUGUGCCCACCAGGGACAACAGGAGAUCCUCAAGUAGGGUGCAUAGCUAUAGCAACAGAAAGACCUCUCGUUGUUACAGUACCUCCCAUAGCUGAACAUCCACCCGAUAGUCACACACCUAUCCGGCCAGUUCCUGGACCUACUUCAACACCGCCAUCACCAGUAGCUCAACUUCCAGUUCCUCGACCUACAGAAGCUCCAAUUGCACUGCCUCCUGCAGUACCAACACCACCACCAAACCCCAUAGGUUGUGAGAGCACUGGUGAGUGUCCCUUCGACAACAGCUGCAUCAACAGACUGUGCCUGGACGUGUGUCAUCCUGGUAUUUGUGGUGAGGCUGCUGACUGUAAGACCUUAGGACACCGACCCACUUGUGUAUGUCCACCAGGCACGACAGGUAACCCAACAGAGAGGUGCACGGCUUUAGCUACCGAGAGACCUAUUACCCACAGGCCUGUAGCGGGUAUCUCAAGUUUACCACCGGGUGAUCCAGUUGUUCCUGCAUCAGGAACUACCACUCCUACCCCACCACCUCUGGUAGAAUUGCCAACAACGGCACCUCCAGUGCCCACCAGUCCAAGACCACCACCUCUUGCUGUUGUUCCUCCUAUUGUUAUUGCUUGUGAGAACAAUGACGACUGCACCUCGGACAAUUCCUGUCUCAACAACCUAUGCUAUGAUGUAUGCGGUCUUGGUAUAUGUGGAGAUGAUGCUGACUGCCGAAUCGCGAAUCAUCGUCCAGUUUGUACCUGUCCUCCAGGAACCACAGGAGAUCCUUUACAUUCAUGUGUAUCCAUCGUCACAGAAAGACCAGUUGGACCGACGCCUCCCAUGGCAGAAUUUCCACCAGCUCAACCAGGAGAUCCAGUACAUCCAAUUAGUGCACCAACUAGUCCAGGUCAGCCCCCAGUGGCAGAACACCCAACACCCAGACCCAGACCACCUCCUGUAACAGAGCCGCCACCACCACCCACCCCUGGUCCUGUGCCUGUGGGCUGUGAGAGCACUGACGAGUGUCCGUUUGAUAAUUCUUGUGUAAAUAAACUUUGUCUUGAUAUUUGUCAUCCAGGAUUAUGCGGUGAAAAUGCCGACUGUCAGACAAUUGGACAUCGAGCUACUUGUAAAUGUCCACCAGGAACAACUGGCAACCCUAAUAUCAAGUGCUCAGCUCUUGCUGUAGAGACACCUCCUGCACCAAUUCCUCCGGUUGCUGGGGAUAAGCCUCCUUCAGAAGAGACUGUCAUCCAUCCCAUCGCUGGUCCUACAAGUCCAGGAUCUCCUCCUCUGGUGGAGCAACCAACACGUCCUCCUCCAGACCCACCAAUAGACCGACCUCCUCCACCCGUGAUUGUUCCUCAAGUACCUAUCGCUUGUGAGAACAACGAUGAAUGUGAUGUGGACAAUUCAUGUUUGAACAAGCUGUGUUAUGAUGCAUGCAGUCUUGGGGUUUGUGGCGAUGAAGCUGAUUGUACGACUAUCAGUCACAGGCCAGUGUGUCUGUGCCCACCAGGGACAACAGGAGAUCCUCAAGUAGGGUGCAUAGCCAUAGCAACAGAAAGACCUCUCGUUGUUACCGUACCUCCCAUAGCUGAACAUCCACCUGAUAGUCACACACCUAUCCGGCCAGUUCCUGGACCUACUUCAACACCGCCAUCACCAGUGGCUCAACUUCCAGUUCCUCGACCUACAGAAGCUCCAAUUGCACUGCCUCCUGCAGUACCAACACCACCACCAAACCCCAUAGGUUGUGAGAGCACUGGUGAGUGUCCCUUCGACAACAGCUGCAUCAACAGACUGUGCCUGGACGUGUGUCAUCCUGGUAUUUGUGGUGAGGCUGCUGACUGUAAGACCUUAGGACACCGACCCACUUGUGUAUGUCCACCAGGCACGACAGGUAACCCAACAGAGAGGUGCACGGCUUUAGCUACCGAGAGACCUAUUACCCACAGGCCUGUAGCGGGUAUCUCAAGUUUACCACCGGGUGAUCCAGUUGUUCCUGCAUCAGGAACUACCACUCCUACCCCACCACCUCUGGUAGAAUUGCCAUCAACCGCACCUCCAGUGCCCACCAGUCCAAGACCACCACCUCUUGCUGUUGUUCCUCCUAUUGUUAUUGCUUGUGAGAACAAUGACGACUGCACCUCGGACAAUUCCUGCCUCAACAACCUAUGUUACGAUGUAUGCGGUCUUGGUAUAUGUGGAGAUGAUGCUGACUGCCGAAUCGCAAAUCAUCGUCCAGUUUGUACCUGUCCUCCAGGAACCACAGGAGAUCCUUUACAUUCAUGUGUAUCCAUCGUCACUGAAAGACCAGUUGGACCGACGCCUCCCACGGCAGAAUUUCCACCAGCUCAACCAGAUGAUCCAGUGCAUCCAAUUAGUGCACCAACUAGUCCAGGUCAGCCCCCAGUGGCAGAACACCCAACACCCAGACCCAGACCACCUCCUGUAACAGAGCCGCCACCAUCACCCACCCCUGGUCCUGUACCUGUGGGCUGUGAGAGCACUGACGAGUGUCCGUUUGAUAACUCCUGUGUAAAUAAACUUUGUCUUGAUAUUUGUCAUCCAGGAUUUUGUGGUGAAAAUGCCGACUGUCAGACAGUUGGACAUCGAGCUACUUGUAAAUGUCCACCAGGAACAACUGGCAACCCUAAUAUCAAGUGCUCAGCUCUUGCUGUAGAGACACCUCCUGCACCAAUUCCUCCGGUUGCUGGGGAUAAGCCUCCUUCAGAAGAGACUGUCAUCCAUCCCAUCGCUGGACCUACAAGUCCAGGAUCUCCUCCUCUGGUGGAGCAACCAACACGUCCUCCUCCAGACCCACCAAUAGAGCGACCUCCUCCACCCGUGAUUGUUCCUCUAGUACCUAUCGCUUGUGAGAACAACGAUGAAUGUGAUGUGGACAAUUCAUGUUUGAACAAGCUGUGUUAUGAUGCAUGCAGUCUUGGGGUUUGUGGUGAUGAAGCUGAUUGUACGACUAUCAGUCACAGGCCAGUGUGUCUGUGCCCACCAGGGACAACAGGAGAUCCUCAAGUAGGGUGCAUAGCCAUAGCAACAGAAAGACCUCUCGUUGUUACAGUACCUCCCAUAGCUGAACAUCCACCUGAUAGUCACACACCUAUCCGGCCAGUUCCUGGACCUACUUCAACACCGCCAUCACCAGUAGCUCAACUUCCAGUUCCUCGACCUACAGAAGCUCCAAUUGCACUGCCUCCUGCAGUACCAACACCACCACCAAACCCCAUAGGUUGUGAGAGCACUGGUGAGUGUCCCUUCGACAACAGCUGCAUCAACAGACUGUGCCUGGACGUGUGUCAUCCUGGUAUUUGUGGUGAGGCUGCUGACUGUAAGACCUUAGGACACCGACCCACUUGUGUAUGUCCACCAGGCACGACAGGUAACCCAACAGAGAGGUGCACGGCUUUAGCUACCGAGAGACCUAUUACCCACAGGCCUGUAGCGGGUAUCUCAAGUUUACCACCGGGUGAUCCAGUUGUUCCUGCAUCAGGAACUACCACUCCUACCCCACCACCUCUGGUAGAAUUGCCAACAACGGCACCUCCAGUGCCCACCAGUCCAAGACCACCACCUCUUGCUGUUGUUCCUCCUAUUGUUAUUGCUUGUGAGAACAAUGACGACUGCACCUCGGACAAUUCCUGUCUCAACAACCUAUGCUAUGAUGUAUGCGGUCUUGGUAUAUGUGGAGAUGAUGCUGACUGCCGAAUCGCGAAUCAUCGUCCAGUUUGUACCUGUCCUCCAGGAACCACAGGAGAUCCUUUACAUUCAUGUGUAUCCAUCGUCACAGAAAGACCAGUUGGACCGACGCCUCCCACGGCAGAAUUUCCGCCAGCUCAACCAGGAGAUCCAGUGCAUCCAAUUAGUGCACCAACUAGUCCAGGUCAGCCCCCAGUGGCAGAACACCCAACACCCAGACCCAGACCACCUCCUGUAACAGAGCCGCCACCAUCACCCACCCCUGGUCCUGUACCUGUGGGCUGUGAGAGCACUGACGAGUGUCCGUUUGAUAACUCCUGUGUAAAUAAACUUUGUCUUGAUAUUUGUCAUCCAGGAUUUUGUGGUGAAAAUGCCGACUGUCAGACAGUUGGACAUCGAGCUACUUGUAAAUGUCCACCAGGAACAACUGGCAACCCUAAUAUCAAGUGCUCAGCUCUUGCUGUAGAGACACCUCCUGCACCAAUUCCUCCGGUUGCUGGGGAUAAGCCUCCUUCAGAAGAGACUGUCAUCCAUCCCAUCGCUGGACCUACAAGUCCAGGAUCUCCUCCUCUGGUGGAGCAACCAACACGUCCUCCUCCAGACCCACCAAUAGAGCGACCUCCUCCACCCGUGAUUGUUCCUCUAGUACCUAUCGCUUGUGAGAACAACGAUGAAUGUGAUGUGGACAAUUCAUGUUUGAACAAGCUGUGUUAUGAUGCAUGCAGUCUUGGGGUUUGUGGUGAUGAAGCUGAUUGUACGACUAUCAGUCACAGGCCAGUGUGUCUGUGCCCACCAGGGACAACAGGAGAUCCUCAAGUAGGGUGCAUAGCCAUAGCAACAGAAAGACCUCUCGUUGUUACAGUACCUCCCAUAGCUGAACAUCCACCUGAUAGUCACACACCUAUCCGGCCAGUUCCUGGACCUACUUCAACACCGCCAUCACCAGUAGCUCAACUUCCAGUUCCUCGACCUACAGAAGCUCCAAUUGCACUGCCUCCUGCAGUACCAACACCACCACCAAACCCCAUAGGUUGUGAGAGCACUGGUGAGUGUCCCUUCGACAACAGCUGCAUCAACAGACUGUGCCUGGACGUGUGUCAUCCUGGUAUUUGUGGUGAGGCUGCUGACUGUAAGACCUUAGGACACCGACCCACUUGUGUAUGUCCACCAGGCACGACAGGUAACCCAACAGAGAGGUGCACGGCUUUAGCUACCGAGAGACCUAUUACCCACAGGCCUGUAGCGGGUAUCUCAAGUUUACCACCGGGUGAUCCAGUUGUUCCUGCAUCAGGAACUACCACUCCUACCCCACCACCUCUGGUAGAAUUGCCAACAACGGCACCUCCAGUGCCCACCAGUCCAAGACCACCACCUCUUGCUGUUGUUCCUCCUAUUGUUAUUGCUUGUGAGAACAAUGACGACUGCACCUCGGACAAUUCCUGUCUCAACAACCUAUGUUAUGAUGUAUGCGGUCUUGGUAUAUGUGGAGAUGAUGCUGACUGCCGAAUCGCGAAUCAUCGUCCAGUUUGUACCUGUCCUCCAGGAACCACAGGAGAUCCUUUACAUUCAUGUGUAUCCAUCGUCACAGAAAGACCAGUUGGACCGACGCCUCCCACGGCAGAAUUUCCGCCAGCUCAACCAGGAGAUCCAGUGCAUCCAAUUAGUGCACCAACUAGUCCAGGUCAGCCCCCAGUGGCAGAACACCCAACACCCAGACCCAGACCACCUCCUGUAACAGAGCCGCCACCAUCACCCACCCCUGGUCCUGUGCCUGUGGGCUGUGAGAGCACUGACGAGUGUCCGUUUGAUAACUCCUGUGUAAAUAAACUUUGUCUUGAUAUUUGUUAUCCAGGAUUUUGUGGUGAAAAUGCCGACUGUCAGACAAUUGGACAUCGAGCUACUUGUAAAUGUCCACCAGGAACAACUGGGAACCCUAAUAUCAAGUGCUCAGCUCUUGCUGUAGACAUACCUGCACCCAUUCCUCCGGUUGCUGGGGAUAAGCCUCCCUCAGAGGAGACUGUCUUCCAUCCCAUCGCUGGUCCUACAAGUCCAGGACCUCCUCCUCUGGUGGAGCAACCAACACGUCCUCCUCCAGACCCACCAAUAGAGCGACCUCCUCCACCCGUGAUUGUUCCUCUAGUUCCUAUCGCUUGUGAGAACAAUGAUGGGUGUGAUGUGGACAAUUCAUGUUUGAACAAGCUGUGUUAUGAUGCAUGCAGUCUUGGGGUUUGUGGUGAUGAAGCUGAUUGUACAACUAUCAGUCACAGGCCAGUGUGUCUGUGCCCACCAGGGACAACAGGAGAUCCUCAAGUACGGUGUAUUUCUCUUGUUACUGUCCGACCUGAGACUGUUAGGCCAAUGACGGAUGUAACACCACUGCACCCACAGAAGCCUGUCCGUCCGAUUUCUGGUCCCACGGAACCCCCUGUUCCACCAGUUGUGUCUUUAAGCCCACCUAGACCUCCUGAUGGCCCCAUUCCUUUCGUGCCUCCAGUGCCCACUCCGCCCCCUAUACCCGUUGGGUGCUCUAGCAACGAUGAAUGUCCUUUUGAUAAUACUUGUGUUAACAAACUUUGCCUAAAUGUUUGUUAUCCUGGAUUGUGUGGUCACAACGCCGAUUGCCAAACAACAGGGCACCGACCUGAAUGUGUGUGUCCCAGUGGUACUACUGGUAACCCCACUGUAGCGUGUACUUCGUUGACUACCGAGAGACCCGUCACACCAGAGCCCCCUCUUGGUGUGACCAUCUCCCCACCACCUGCACAACCUAUAGUACCUGUCGGAGGACCAACAUCACCCUCACCUGAUCCAAUAGUUAUUACGCCCACCACAAGGCCUACUCAGCAUCCCCUUCCCAGGCCUCCAAUACCUCCCAUCCAACCGCCGAUAAUUAUAGCGUGCCAGAACAAAGAUGAGUGUCCCACAGACAAUUCUUGUGUAAAUCACAUCUGUUAUGACGUUUGUGGUCUGGGCAUUUGUGGUGAAAAUUCCGAUUGCCAGAUUUUCAACCACCGGCCAGUUUGUAGCUGUCCCCCAGGCACCACAGGCACCCCUACCGAGGGCUGCCAAGCUCUGACGAUGCACACAACUACGCAGUCCACACCUAUCACAGGCACUCCACCUUCAUCCACAUAUGAUCCCGUCAUUGCAGUGGGUGUGCCACCCUCCACCUCACAAACACCACUGGGUGAACCAGGCACUCCCAGGCCAAUUCUACCUCCUGUUAUUCGGCCACCACCUCCACCCACAGCUCCUCCUAUGCCAAUUGGGUGUGCGAGUACAGCUGAGUGCCCAUAUGACAACUCAUGCGUGAAUAAGCUUUGUCUCGACGUGUGUCAUCCAGGUCUGUGUGGCGAAAAUGCAGAUUGUCAGACGAGGGUACAUAGGGUUGAGUGCACUUGUCCACCAGGGACCACGGGUAAUCCCACCCUGAAGUGUUCUGCAUUGGCAGUGUUAGAACCAUCCACACCUGCACCACCAUUGAGCGGGGAUCAUAGCCCCCCACCCGACCACCCAAUUCGGCCUGUGUCUGCUCCAACCUCCACUCAGCUGCCACCCAUCAUCCAACUCCCCACCGCCCGCCCGACUGAGCCACCGUUCUCCGCCCCUCCACCUCAACCCAUAGUUCCACCUAUACUCAUCGCAUGUGAGAAUAAUGAUGAUUGUGACCUAGACAACUCCUGUAUCAACCUACUGUGUUACCCUGUUUGUGCUCUGGGAAUUUGUGGAGAAAAUGCCGACUGUAAGACCCUGGAUCACCGGCCAGUGUGUGUUUGUCCUAGUGGCACUACAGGCAACCCCCAGCACUAUUGCCAAGCACUUGAGGCGAAGCUGCCGACCACCAAAGCCCCGCCCAUUGUGGAAACAUCUCCGCACCCCAAGGAACCCAUCAUGCCUCUGUCAGGGCCCACCUCACCCACCCCGCCCCCCAUGGUGCAAACACAGCCGCCUCGGGAGAAGCCGACGCCACUCACUAGACCACCCCCGCCAGCCACAGACCCACCUAUGCCCAUCGGCUGCAGCACCAGUGGUGAGUGUGCUUUCGACGAGCAGUGUUACAAUCGUAUUUGUGGGAAGGUGUGCGGCGUCCAGCUGUGUGAUCCCAACAGUGAGUGCAUUGCCCAGAUGCAUCAUGCCAUCUGUUCCCCUACAGUGCCCAUGAUUGAACGUCCACAGUGUGUGGUGGAUCAAGAUUGCUUCACCACCCAGGUGUGCACCAGUAAUGUGUGCAGAGACGUGUGCCUCACCAGCAACCCCUGCGCUCCUAUGGCUGUAUGCACUGCCGAGAACCACCGGCCCCACUGUAACUGCCCACCAGGGUAUAUCGGUAAUCCUUUCACUUCCUGCCGACGACCAGAACCACCUACUCCGCCACCCAUCCAGGUACUUACCACACCAAAGCCGGAUUGCAUAGUAGACAGUGACUGCCCUUAUCACCUGGCUUGCAUCAACCAACAAUGCCUUGAUCCUUGCAUACACAGAGACGUGUGUGGCUUCAACGCUGAGUGCAUCGUUACGGUGCACACGCCGACGUGUUUGUGCAGUCCUGGAUACACUGGUAACCCUUACGUAAGGUGCUAUCCGCCCACCACCCCCGCCCCGACCCCUGCACCGCCCGUGCUCAAGCCACAGUGCAUUCGAAAUGAAGAUUGUCAUGCCGACCAGGCUUGCUACAACGGCAAUUGCCAGAACCCUUGUCUGGUGGCCAACCCGUGUUCUCCGACGGCUCUGUGCGAUGCUGUCAGGCACCGCGCCGUCUGUUCUUGUCCCCGAGGCAUGACCGGUGACCCCUAUCUCCAGUGCACCACCAUUGAGGUGCCAACGCCGCAGCCUGGGUGCCUAACGGAUGACGAGUGCAGUGACACUCUGUCCUGCAUCAACCAGCAGUGCCAGAACCCUUGUGACUUAUAUAACAACUGUGCUCCUAAUGCCGAGUGCCACGUCAUUCGUCAUAGGGCCGUGUGCUCGUGCCCUGACGGUUACUCUGGCAACCCCAACAUCCAGUGUUUUGUUGCUGGAUGUAGGUCCAACUCUGACUGCCCCGUCCUACACGCCUGCAUCAACAGAGACUGUGAGGACCCCUGUGAGUACGAGAAGUGUGGCCUCAACGCCGAGUGUCGGGUCCUCAACCAAAGAGCACAGUGCUACUGCCCCGAGAGGUUCUUGGGCGACCCAUACGUGCAGUGUACGAGGCCAGAUUGUAUGGCCGACCCAGAGUGCCCGUCGUGGCAGGCGUGCAUCAGUCAGGAGUGUCGCGACCCUUGUAACUGUGGUGCAGGAGCUGACUGCCGCGUCCACAACCACAGGCCCUCGUGUAUUUGUCCCCCUGGCUAUGAGGGCGACGCCAACGUUCAGUGUGUCCUCAAGCCAGAGCGCCCGGCGACGUUCAAAGAGUGCCAGACGGACGGUGAAUGCCCCAGUAAACUAGCGUGCUUCAGUGGCCGCUGUGACGACCCUUGUCAGGUGAUUGACCCCUGUGGACACAAUGCCAAGUGUGGCGUGAUCGACACUCUGCCCUACAGAACCAUGACGUGUGAAUGUGUGCCGGGCUACAUCGGCAACGCCUACGUCGAGUGUACACCAAAACCGACGGAAGCUCCAGGGUGCACGACGAAUGACGAGUGUGGUCCUUCAGAAGUGUGUCGGAAUCGUCUAUGCCUCGACCCGUGUGUAGUUGUCAACCCCUGUGCCCCUAGCGCCGAGUGUCAGGUCAUCAACCGGAGCACAGACUGUUCCUGUCCACCAGGGUAUACCGGCAACCCUUACGUCAACUGUUACCUGACUGCCCCUCGACCACCUCGCAAGUGUGAGAUAGACAUCGACUGUUUUAAAAUCGACUCGUGUUUGGAUUCCCGUUGUCAAAAUCCCUGCUUCGUGGCCAACCCCUGCCCGGAUUCGGCCGUGUGUAAGCCCUACAAGCACCAACCCUACUGUCUGUGCCCUGACAACACCACGGGCGACCCCUGGGUAGGCUGUGUACCAGAGCCGAAGGAGGAACCAGAAUGCCGUGUUGACCCUGACUGCGAAACUGACAAAGCGUGCGUCAAGGAGGUGUGUGUAGACCCCUGCCUCGAGGAGGACCCUUGUGGCCGCGAUGCUUUCUGCCGUACUCAACAACACAGACCCACCUGCUACUGCCUCGAUGGCUGGGCUGGGAACCCACAGAUCCAGUGCUUCAAGCCCGAGUGUACGAAGGACGAGGAGUGUCUCACGAACAAGGCGUGUAUCAACCAGAACUGUGUGGAUCCCUGCACCUACAGCGGUCCAGCUUGUGGCCUCCAAGCACAGUGCCGUCCCAUCCUGCACCAUGCACAGUGUUUCUGCCCACCAGGUACCCAAGGCGACCCCACUGUUGCAUGUGUCAUCGUCGGCUGUCGCUCCAAUGAUGAUUGCUCCGACGACAAGGCCUGUGACCACCUCAACCGCGUGUGUGUUCCUGUGUGUGAAGAAACCACCUGUGCAGUGAAGGCUCAGUGUCACGCUGCCAACCAUGCUGCCAUGUGUGUGUGUCCACCUCCCUUCACUGGCAACCCCUACUUACAGUGCUACCAACUACAAGAGCCUCCAGUUAUCGAGCCUGAGUGCCGCAGCGAUUCCGACUGUCCUUCACAGCAGGGAUGUAUCAAUGACCACUGCAAGAACCCAUGUGCAGUCAACUCGCCUUGCCUCCCCACCCAAGAAUGCCGAGUGGUGGACAAUGUGCCACGAAGGACCAUCUUAUGUGAAUGUCCGCCUGACCAUAUCUUCGUUCAGGAUGGCGUCUGUGUCAAGCCAGAACCUGAGUGUCGUGUUGAUUCUGACUGCAACACGGACGAGGCGUGUAGGCAGGGCACCUGCACCAACGUGUGUCGUGGGGAGCGCUGUGGCCUUAAUGCUCUAUGCUCAGGUCGCAACCACAGGCACCAGUGCCGCUGUUUCGAGGGCUAUGAAGGAGAUCCUUUAGUUCACUGUAAGAGAGUACCUGUGGUCGAACCCCCCACACCAGACUGCACCACAGACGAUGAUUGUAGCGAUUCUGAGUCUUGUUACAACCAGAGGUGCAUCAACCCGUGCUUCAAUGGUGACCCGUGCAGCCGCAACGCCUUCUGCUACACUCGCAAUCACAGCCCAGUGUGCAGGUGUCCUGACGGCUAUGUCGGUGACCCACAAGUUGAAUGCCGUCCUUCGACGGUGCCAGGACCAGUGGGUGUACCGCCUAACCUGACUGUUGGGGGCGAUGGCCAGGCUUGUAGCACCCACCAGGACUGUGGCCCCAACCAGUGGUGCCAGGGGGGCAAAUGUGCCCUUCCUUGUCCCACUUCUUGCCCAACCAGUGCCCAGUGCCAGGUAAACCAGCAAAGACCUGUGUGUUCGUGCCCGCCAUCAACCACGGGUGACCCUCACGUCUCCUGCUCCACAAGUAAGCUCCGCCUCCCUCCCUCAUGUGUACCUGUGAUAAUGUCUUGCUUUAUCUAUCUAAGAUCUCCUGGAUCUUAUUUAGCUCACUUGUAUAUAACAUACGACGUAUGUGUAGCCUUCCUCUUAACCUGUCCCCUUCCCGUUAUCACAGUCGGCUGUGUGACAGACUCCGACUGUCCCUACACUGAAAAAUGCUACAAUGGAAAUUGCCGUAAUCCUUGCCAUGCGGAUCGGCCAUGUGCACCCACAGCCCAGUGCACUCCAGAAAACCACAGCGCUGUGUGCACUUGUAGUCCGGGCUACACGGGCGAGCCAACCACCUCUUGCCUGGCCAUUGGCUGCUCCUCCAGUGACGAGUGUCCAUCAGAUAAGGCGUGUUAUAGGGGAUCAUGCGUGGACCCCUGCCUGCUGGAGAGAGCAUGUGGUCCUGGGUCGUCUUGCACUCCCCAGCACCACACCACCUCCUGCGUGUGUCGCCCAGGACUCUUGGGUGAUCCCUACACUGGCUGCUCCCCACCACCCACGCCUCAGUGCCGCUCAGACUUUGACUGUGCUGAAGAACUAGGUUGUGUUGAUGGAGAGUGUAAAGAUCUGUGCACAUACAUGAAACCAUGCGGAGUGAAAGCCGAGUGCCGCGUUAUAGACUUAGAUCAUCUGCGUACAGUAGUGUGUGAGUGUCCUCCGGGACACACUGGAAGUGCCUAUGACGAGUGCCUUGUAAUUGAUGAAAAAGAAUCGGGUUGCCAGUAUGAAGCAGACUGCCCAUUAUUCCAUGCGUGUGUAAACAAGCAGUGUAGAGACCCGUGUGAGGGAGAACCAUGUGCUGAGAAUGCUGUGUGUAGGGCCGUCAACCAUCGCCCCAUCUGUUACUGUCCCUCAGGAUACACAGGUGAUGGACACAAUGCUUGCUCUCAGCUGGAGUGUAGGACUGAUACUGACUGUGAGGACAGUAGUGUUUGCCACAAUUACAGAUGUGUAGACGCUUGUACCCUGUCCCGUCCCUGCGGUGCUAAAGCAGAGUGCCAUGCAUCUCAGCACACCACUCAGUGUCGGUGUGAGGUAGGCUACCAUGGAGACCCAUAUGCAACCUGUACCACUAUUGGGUGUAGGACUGACUCGUCCUGCCCCACCACCCAUGGUUGUGUCAAUGGUAUCUGUGUUGACCGGUGUACAGUCGACAACCCAUGUGACGCCAGCCAAGUCUGCAACGCUCAAGACCACCAAGUAAACUGCUCGUGUGCCUCCGGCUUCACCCGUGAAAGAGGAACAUGUGUCCCCAAAAUUGGCUGUUCCUCAGAUGAAAACUGCAGCCCAGAAACAGCUUGUGUGGACGGUACCUGUCAAGACCUGUGUAAGGUGUCGCCAUGCGGCCACCAAGCAAAUUGUACCGUACAGAAGAACUACGCUCUGGCCACCGUGUUUUGCCAGUGUGGUCCUGGACUGACUGGGGACCCCUUCACCCUGUGUGUCUCACUCCCACCCUCUGGCUGUAGCUCCCAGUACGACUGCCUUUGGGAUCAGACAUGUGUAGAUGGUCGUUGUGUUGAUCCUUGCCGGGACACUCUUUGUGCUCCCGGGGCCACAUGUCGUGCCUUGGGACACCGUGGUGUAUGUUCCUGUGCUGCCGGCUACCAGGGUGACCCACAAGUACUGUGCACUGCAGUUGGGUGCACACAACGAAGUGACUGUCCAGUCGAGGAAGCAUGUGUCAAUGGGCGCUGUGUUAAUCCGUGUAAGUUUAGCGACCUCUGUGGUGCUGGAGCCGAGUGCCAGCCCACAGAAACAGGCCCGUCCUGCUCUUGUCCCGAAGGCUUCAUGGGUGAUCCAUACUCCAUAUGCCGCCCAGCAGAGUGCUCUGAGGACUCGCAGUGUCCCGCCCACCAAGCGUGCCAAGACCAACAGUGUCAAGACCCAUGUGAACAGCUGCAGUGUGUCACUAAUGCACAGUGCCGGGUCGAAAAUCACCAGGCCAAGUGUCAUUGCCUGGUGGGUUAUAUCGGUACCCCUGACCGCUACUGUUCUCCGCCACCCACUGCAGAGUGUGAGAAAGACCAAGACUGUCCUGGUCUACAAGGUUGUGUUGACGAAGAAUGCCAGGACUUGUGCGAGGCAGUACAUCCAUGUGGUACUAAUGCCAUAUGCAAAGUCUUGGACAACCAGCCCAUGAAAGCCAUGACUUGUAGCUGUCCAGAGAACUACGAAGGUGACCCUCACUAUGCCUGCACACCCAGCAAGCCAAAGGGUAAGGUGGACUGCAGUAGUGACCUGGAUUGUCCUCUAGUGCUAUCAUGUGUGUCAGGGGAAUGUCGCAGUCCUUGUCCUGGUGGCUGUGGCCUCAGCGCCACUUGUUCCGUCCUUGACCACCGCCCUGUCUGUCACUGCCAGCCUGGCUAUGCUGGUGACCCACACACUAGUUGCUUCAAGAUUGACUGUGAAUCAGAUGCUGAGUGUCCGCCAUCAGAGAUGUGUCAGCAUAACACCUGCAUAGACCCUUGCCGGAAGAACAACCCAUGUCCCUCCAGUGCCAUAUGUGUGGGUACCAACCACCUGGCCCAGUGCCAGUGCCCACCAGGAAUGUCUGGAAACCCUCAAGUGUCAUGUCAGUUGGUUGAGUGUAUGGCUGACCAAGAUUGUAAGAGCUUUGAGGCCUGUGUCAAUGGGGAGUGUAAGGAUCCCUGUAUAUACUACAAUCCCUGUGCCAAGGCUGCCACAUGUCAGGUGGCGAACCACAAGUAUGAGUGUGCCUGUCCACCAGGCCUCCACGGCGACCCAAGAUUCAGCUGUGAGGAGCCUAAGGACCCAAGUAGCUGUUUAGUUGACCAAGACUGCCCGCCCACCCAUGGUUGCAUUUUGAAAUCUUUGGUAACUCGCUACCAGAGUCAAAUCUCUGCCGUGUACAUACGACUUGAUGAUUCAGACUCAGGUUCAACAUGUCGUGACCUGUGCCAAGAGCAUAAGCCAUGUGGACCCAAUUCCAUCUGCUCAGUUAUCGACUCCAAGCCCCUUCGGUCAAUGAGCUGUGCCUGUCCGUCUGGCUACCAUGGCGAUGCCAAGGUCGAGUGUCGUGAAAUACCAUCACAAGGAGGCUGCACCCGUCACACAGACUGCCUGUUUAGUGAGGCCUGUGUUGAGGGCAUUUGUCGAGACCCUUGCAAUUGUGGCCUCAAUGCCCAGUGUCACGUGUCCCAACAUCGCCCCUUCUGCACGUGUGCCCCUGGUCACACCGGUGACCCACACACCACCUGCUACACAGUGGGCUGCGUUAGCAAUAUUGACUGUCCAGGUGACAAGGCAUGUGUGGAGCAGCAGUGUGUGGACCCAUGCACCGAGAAUUCAGUGUGUGCACCUUCAGCAAUGUGCACAGUAGAGCAGCACCAGGCAAAGUGUUCAUGUCAUCCAGGAGAGCGUGGUGACCCCACCCUCCAGUGUCUGGCUCUGGGCUGCCGUAACAAUGACGAGUGUCCUCCUAGUCAUGCCUGCAUUAAUGAGCAGUGUCAGGACCCAUGUAAAGAUGAUGUGUGUGGUGUGGGAGCCACCUGUCACAUCCACAACCGCAACCUUACUUGUAGCUGCCCUGAGGGAUACAAGGGCGACCCAAGAGUGGCAUGUCGGCCACAGUCACAUGCGUGUGUGGCUGACUAUGACUGUGGUGUUGGGCUGGUGUGUGUGCGUGGGGUGUGCACAGACCCCUGUAAGCAGGAGAAGCCAUGUGCACCCAACGCCAAGUGUACAGUGCAAGAAACACGACCCAUCAAGUCUGUCACCUGUACCUGUCCAGCAGAUUUUACAGGCGACGCUAAAGUCCAGUGCCGGAAAAGUAUGGAAUUUCCCAAACCUUUUCUUCCAAACCAUCGUUAUGUCUGUAGUCAUCACAUGCUCAUGAAUUCUUCUUUGCCUGUCCCUAUUCAAGUUAAUUUUCCUUUACUAAAAUUAAAAGUAAUAAUUUUUAGAAUACUGUCUUUAACUCCCCCGCCUGAGGCGCCGUGCUUGAGUGACAACGAGUGCCCGGACAGCCUGGCGUGCCUAGAUGGCCAAUGCGUGGACCCGUGUUCCUGCGGCGAGAAUACCGUGUGUCGUGUUGUCAACCAUCACGCCAUCUGCUCCUGUGCCCCGGGCUAUGGCGGCGACCCUUAUAAUUCCUGUUUCUACAAGGGCUGUAGCUCUGAUGACAGCUGCCCACCAACACACAAGUGCCACAAUGGGUACUGUGUCGACCCCUGCCACAUCAACAACCCAUGUGCUAUCAACGCUGAGUGUUUCUCUGUUGACCGUGAGACGCGAUGUCGCUGUCCCCCAGGCCUGGAGGGAGACCCACACAUCAAGUGUGAGACUCUUACAUGUCUGCAGGAUAAUGAUUGUCCACGAGACCGAACCUGUCGCGAUGGCCAGUGUGUUGACCCCUGCAUAUACACCACAUGUGCCAGUAGUGCCACCUGCACCCCCACUGACCACCGUGGAGAGUGCCAGUGCCCUCCAGGCUACCAAGGUGACCCAACAUUCAAAUGUGUGCCAGAUACUAAGCCAUCCUGCACCAGAGAUAAGGAAUGUCGGGAGGGUCUGGGAUGCAUUAGUGGACGGUGCCAGGAGCUUUGUGGCACUGAUCUGUGCGGGGUCAAUGCUGUGUGCCACGUGGUAGAGUCAGCACCCUUCAGGACGAUGGUGUGCGAGUGUCUGCCGGGCCACCACGGCGAUGCCCACACACAGUGCAGACCCAUUCCAGAGAAAUUAGGUUGUGUGCGUGACACGGACUGUGCCUUGGGCCUGGCGUGUGUGGAGGGUGUUUGUCGCGACCCCUGUGACUGUGGGGUCAAUGCGCUCUGUACUGUUGUCAAACAUAGACCAAUCUGUACAUGUGCUCCAGGUUACGAGGGCAACCCACAGAUUGCUUGUUCUCCGACCGGGUGCACUAGUGACUCACAGUGCCCUGAUGACCGUGCCUGCUACAAUGGUAAUUGCGUCAACCCCUGUUUACUGGACAACCAAUGUGCCCCACAAGCUGAGUGCCAGCCCCUCGCCCACAAAGCCACCUGCUUCUGUCCAUCUGGCACUAGCGGUGAUCCUCUCAGGGAGUGCAAGGUCGUCGGGUGUUCAACAAGCCGAGACUGUCCGCCUGACCGCAUGUGUCUUAAUGGCCGCUGUUUAGACCAGUGUAUUCACAACAACACUUGUGUACCAAAUGCCCAGUGUCGUGGCAUUGAUCACAGAGUUGAGUGUCGAUGUCCACCUGGUUUUGAAGGCGAACCAACAAUUGCAUGCAAAGAAAAGUUACGACGUGCCUGCCGUUCAGACUAUGACUGUGAGGAUGAGUAUGGGUGUAUGGACGGCACCUGCCAGAGACCUUGCCAAGAACUAGAGCCUUGCCAGGACCCGACAGUGUGUACACUGGUGGCUACACGGCCCCUCAAGACCAUGACCUGCACCUGUCCCUCACACAUGGUCACCUCCCGCCAGGGAGAGUGCGUGGACUUGGAGCAACCAAUAAGCGUGGGUUGUCGUGCGGAUAAUGAGUGUCCAGGCGACGAGGCCUGCAUCAACACCCGCUGUGUGACACCCUGUAGCUGUGGUGAGAAUACAGAGUGUUACGUCCGCGACCACCGUCCCAUCUGCACUUGUAUCCCAGGUUACCAAGGCAACCCUAACCUUGGAUGCUACGAAGCUGGUUGCACUAGAGAUGAGGAUUGCCCACUGGACACAAUGUGCACCAAAGGUGUGUGUGUGAACCCUUGUUUCGUGAACAACCCGUGUGACAUCAACGCCGAGUGUUACCCAGAAACCCAUCGCCCUAAGUGCCGCUGCCCUACUGGACUCGAGGGAGACCCCUAUAUUCGCUGUCAAGUUAUUGGUUGCAGAAGUAACUCUGAGUGCCCGACAGACAAGGCUUGCAUUAAUCGGAACUGCGUGGACCCUUGCUUACACGAGGACAACAUGUGUGCCCCCAACGCCAAGUGUUAUGUCUUCCAGCAUGUCAUUGGUUGUCAAUGUCCAGCUGAAAUGCCUUAUGGUGACCCAAGGCUCAAUUGUGAGAGAAAGAAGGUUGAAGCAGCUGAACCUGAAUGUCGUGUGGAUCCUGAUUGUCCUAGCAAGCAUGCAUGUAUUAAUGAACGCUGUGUCAACCCCUGCCACGUACUUGACCCAUGUGACAGAACAGCCAAAUGUGAGGUGGUCGACUCGGUGCCUGUACGGACCAUGAUCUGUAUAUGUCCUGAAGGUUUUAUUAUGACAGAGGAGGGUACCUGUGAACUAAUUGAUAUUGAAAUACCACCUGGAUGCCGUGCAGAUUCUGACUGUCCCGUAGUAGAAGCUUGUGUUAACCAUUUGUGCCGCAUUCCUUGUGCUUGUGGCCGAAACGCUGAAUGUGAGAUCAUCAACCACCGAGCUGUGUGUACCUGUAUGAAAGGUUUCCAAGGUAAUCCCGAAAUUGGUUGCAGCGAAGUCGGCUGCCAGCAUGACAGUGAUUGUGGGGACACUCAAGCUUGUUAUGACGGCGUGUGUGCCAACCCAUGCCUCGUUGAUGAUCCCUGCUCAGUUAAUGCGGAGUGUUACCCUCAGCAACACCGAGCCUAUUGCCGAUGUCCCUCUGGUCUUUUGGGUGAUGGCUAUACAGAGUGCAUUAUUAUUGGCUGCAGAGCCAACACAGAAUGUCCAAGUGACCGUGCAUGUAUUAACACCCAGUGUGUCGACCCAUGUAUCGAUGAUCCCUGUGCCCCUGACUCCGAAUGUAUCAUUCUUGACCAUGAAGCCCGGUGUCGUUGUCCACCCGGCACCACAGGAGAUCCCAUGGUGCGGUGCAGCCCUAUCAUACAGCCCCUUUGCAUUGUUGAUGCUGACUGCCCAAGUCAACAUGCUUGCAUCAACAAACAGUGUGUCAACCCGUGCAAGGUCUUAGAACCAUGUCAUGAGACUGCAGAGUGUAAAGUUGUUGAUACUGUCCCACUGAGGACAAUGAUUUGUGUAUGCCCCGAUGGUACAGUAGCUGAGGAAGGAGGAGAAUGUGAAUUGUUGCCACCGAUUAAGCCAAUAUGUAAAGUUGACCCAGAGUGUCCCUCGGAAAAAGCCUGUUUCAGAGGCGUCUGUAGAGACCCAUGCCAGUGUGGCGCUAAUGCUGACUGUGAGAUAGUUGAGCACCAUCCUGUGUGUACCUGUAAACGAGGCUAUGAAGGAGAUCCGGAAAUCAGAUGCUAUGAAAUUGGUUGUUAUGGUAAUGAUGACUGUCCAACUACUCAUGCAUGUCGCAAUGGGCAGUGUGCUCCAGUUUGUGGACCCGACAAUGAACCAUGUGGAGAAGUGGCCAUCUGCCAAGGAGUUAAGCAUGAAGCUGUCUGCUACUGUCCACCAGGCUCCCGGGGUAACCCACGCACUCAGUGCAUUGCUAUCGGCUGUGCCUCCAAUAGUGCCUGCCCUAGUGACCGCAGUUGCAUAAAUCAACAUUGUGAGAGUCCCUGUGCCUUUGAUCCAUGUAAGGAGCCUGCUGACUGUCGCGUCCAGGACCACACACCAGAGUGCAACUGUCCACCUGGCUUCAAUAGAACCUUGGACAAGGGAUGUGAAAUGAUCGUGCUGGGGUGCCGAUCUGAUUUGGAGUGCCCAAGCCAGACUGCCUGUAUCAACGAGAAGUGCAUCAACCCUUGCCACAUACUAGAUCCCUGCGGUGAAAAUACAGAGUGCCGCGUUGCAAACACAAUACCAGUCAGGACCAUAGCCUGUGAAUGUCUACCAGGAUACCAGGGUGAUGCAGCUGACAAGUGCAUCCCAACCCCGGUCUGCCCUCUGGAGAAAGGCUUCGUUCUGGUUGACGAUGACUGUGUGUGUCCCACUGACCGUAACUUCUACGUAGAUGAGAAUGGUAACUGCGUACACUGUCCUACGGAGCUGGGCUAUGUACUGACAGAGAAUGGAAUAUGUAUGUGUGAUCCUGAGAAAGGCUACCACCCAACUGGUGAUGGAUCUUGUGACUGUAUCCUGCCAGCUGUCAAGGACGACAAUGGGUACUGCAUCGUGGCAGUGACAAAGAUACCGCCCAUUCCAGUUGGGUGCUACGCCAACGAGGAUUGCCCUCAGGAUAAGAUGUGUAACCAAACAUUCUGUGUGCCUCCAUGUGCUGACUCACCUUGUGCCAAGUAUGCUCUGUGUAUCAAUGCCAAUCACAAGGCCAUUUGCAACUGUAUCUCUGGUUACUCUGGUGAUCCUUACCAGAAGGAUAAUGGCUGCAGGCCUACCUUCGCCAGGACAGACUUCCCUCGCCCUGAUAUGUUGGUCAACUGUCUGGCUGAUGGUGUGCAGGUGGACAUCAAUGUGGGUGACCCAGGCUUCAAUGGCGUCAUGUACGUGAAGGGUUACUCCAAGAAUGAAGAGUGUCGCAAGGUGGUCAGGCCAGAUGUUGAUGUUGGACCCAUUGAAUUCAAAGUCAAAUUCAACACUUGUGGCCUCAUCCAUGAAAAUGGUUUGGCAAGGUUCAUCCUGGUGCUACAGAAACAUCCCAAACUGGUGACUUACAAGGCUCAAGCAUACCAUGUUAAGUGUACCUAUAACACAGGCGAGAAAACAAUCACAAUUGGGUUCAACGUUUCCAUGUUAACAACAGCUGGCACCAUUGCCAACACAGGCCCUCCCCCAACUUGCCUCAUGAAGAUUACCAACCCUACUGGAGGACCUAUUGAUAAGGCUGAGAUUGGCCAACUCCUAAUGUUGAGAGUACAAGUUGAACCUUCAAAUAUCUACGGUGGCUUUGCACGCAGCUGCAUUGCGAAGACAGCCAACAUUGAUGGCAGUGACAACGAACACCUGGUGACAGAUGAGAACGGCUGUGCGACAGACCCAUCUAUAUUUGGCGAAUGGGAACAGGAUGAUGGGGAUAGUAAAGCACUUGUUGCUCUCUUUAAGGCAUUCAAGUUUCCAUCAUCUAAUUCUAUACGAUUCCAGUGUAACGUCCGGGUCUGCUUUGGCCGCUGCCAUCCAGUCAAUUGUAAUGGUUAUGAUGCAUUUGGUAAACGUCGCCGUCGCCAAGCAGAGUUAGAACUUGAUGGCCAGCUAAGAGAGAUCCAGGUCAGCUCUCAGGCAAUCCUCACAGUUGAGACCCGCACUGAGAGAUACACUGCAUUAGAGAAUCCAGAGAAUGCGGGAGCUGUUGAGGAAGUGUGUGUGAGCAAGUGGGGUUUCAUCAUCGCCCUUAUCAUCACGGCGCUCCUAGCACUUGUGGCAGUGGCAGUGGCUGUCUCCUGCUGGCUUAUGGCUUAUCGACGACGCCCUAAGCAUGGAGGACCUCUGCCUCACCCACCAGAGUUCCCCAACCCACUGUUCACUACACCUGAGCCAUUGGCUGAACCUUCACCAGACUACCUCUCCUGAGGGAAGUCACCCGGGGCUCCUUAGCCCUUAAUACUGUGAUUGACUCUCGUCUUGUAAACGAAUCACUUAGAAAAAGAUUCUCUGAAGUGACAGACAUAAAAAUGAAAUCUAUUAUAAAUUUCCAUAAAGAAAGGCCAAGACCUUCGUGUGAAUGACACUGAAAUAAAUUGUGACUUUUCACUGUGAAAAUUAGACCAGAAGUGUAACCUUGAGGUUUAUGAGGAAUUUGUUGAAGGAGCGGGGAACAUCUCUAGUGUGGCACAUUCCGUCAAUUUUAAUGUCCUAAGUUCAGCAGAAACCACUGGGAUGUGUCACAAAAGGGAGUUCCCAAAUCAUGCAACCAGUUUGGCUCAAGGAAAGAUAAAUGAACUUUUGUGAAGUAGUCUGAUUUUAUUUUUGUACAAAGUCAUUUCAUAAUGUUCUGUCUGAAAAUGUGCCCGUUCUGCUAUAUUUGUUUACAAGGCACUUUGGGCAUCAUUUCAGGGACGACAUAGCAGUGGCACACAGUCCCUAUCGACAGUGACAUAUAAUGUAGUCCGAUACUGUAGCUUACAAGUUGAUUUAUUCACCUGAAUAAGUACUCCAAAGAUUCCAUGUUAUUUUGUAUUUAAGCAUCAGCUACAAAAUGUGCUAGAAUACUGUAAAAUAAUAAUUAGGUGCUCAUGGACAAGUCCCUGUUAUGUCCAACUUCUUCAAGUGUCAAAUGUAAAGUGGAAAGUGAUUUUUACUCAUUCACUAAACAGUAAGAUACCACCUCUGUCUUAUGAGGAGCAUCUUGUUGUUAGAAUGAGCAACAAAAUCACUCAUUACAUUACAAUGUAUAAAGUUGGCCUGCCAUGGCGGCUAUGGGGAGUCACAGAUGGUUAUUGGCAGCUAAUGCUGCAAUCGGUUAUUAAAUAGUGGUUAGUGAUUUGUUUUUAUAAGAUUUUAGAAACGCACAAAGGUUGACCUCCCCCUAUCUACUUGGCAGGACUGAAUAAAUGGUUAUUGAGAUAUAUUAAGUUAUAUUUGUGCACGUAGAUAAUAGACUCAUGAAAGAGUAGCCGCUGAGACGUUUUUCCUGAAAGCGGAGACAACUUGUGGUUGCCACAGCUACACAUGAGUCAGUUGCUGUCAGCAUUUGCUAAGUGCUUGGUUGCAUUUUUUUUUUUUUGGGUGGAGCCACAAGUAUUGUCUGGCACAAGUCUCGGCUGUGUUCUGCCAAGUCAUGUCUUCCACACAAGUCUAAGGACAGAUAUUACUGAUAUUGCAUCAUUUGAAAAAUAUAUUUUCAAAAAUGUGAUAAUUUCGAUGUGUAAAGCUCAUAAGAGCGCCAAUCUAAACUAUUAUUUAGUCUAACCAUCACGCCUGAAUUGUCCCAAAAUAAUAAAAACUUGAAUCUUGCGCUAACCAAAUACUAGAGGCAAGCCAACAUGCAAGUGUUCUCUUCUAACUUGGUUAAUACAGACUGACUUCAACAAAGGCAUAUUUCUCUCACUUGUUACGCCCCUCAUUACUGUGAUCUGCGCCGUAGUGCGUUGCUUUAAUGCCAAUAUGCCUUUGUUUAACUCAUGGGAAAUAUUUCUUUUGCCAUUUUCAUCAAGAAUAGGUGGUGGGUUCUUAAAUCUUCAAGCAAACCAAAGCAAACAUUAGUUCUAUUUACUGUACUUUGAUCUUCAACUAAAUAGGUGUUGGGUCUUCCGUUCGUCAUCAAGUCUUUCCACACACUGUGGCUUGCCUUUGAUCCCUUGUUGUCCUCAAUCUGGUAAAUAAUAAUUAUAACUUUCCAUGCUUUAAACAAGUGUUAAUAUGUCUCACCUUGUAACAUACUUGUGUUACUGAAUAAAGGAUACGGAAUAAAUUA